Molecule: messenger RNA, 84936 nt
Organism: Podarcis lilfordi (Lilford's wall lizard)
Lineage: Eukaryota; Metazoa; Chordata; Lepidosauria; Squamata; Lacertidae
Source: the annotation of a GenBank genome assembly
CACACGUGUUUGCAAAGGCAGGCGACGUCUCUCCUCUCUCUCCUUCUCCCGCGCCAAGCCCAGCCGGGACCUUACGGGAACCUGCUUCCUCGCUAGCCGGUUAGUGGAGACACGCCUUAAGGAAGCGGCGAGGGAAGGAGAAGCAGCAGCAGCAGUAGUAGAGUAGCAAUAGCAGCAGCUGCAGCGAAAGGGAGGCAGCCGCUGGGGCCUCUCGUCUCCGCGCCUCGGCAAGAAGACGUCGCCCCGGGGAAAGAGGCGCCGUGCCGGGAAGGCAAACCCAUGCGGACUCAGUAAGCAGGUGCCGGGCUGGAAAAGAAGCCAGGUAAGGGCGGCGCGCAGCUUCGGUGGUCACCCCUGCGCGCAGCGCGGAGAGGCCGCUGGGCUGCGCGCGGGGAAGGCGGAUGCUCUGCGCGCAGGCGGGCGGCGCCUGGGCCUAGCGGAGCCGCGGGUUCGCGUGCGGGGUCUGCCCGGCGCGAGGCCGCAGCUGGGCAGCGCAGGAGCCGGUGGUGGUUGCGGUGGCGGCGCGCUUCCUUCCCGCUCGCCACGAGGCUUCCUCCGCCGCAGGGCCCGGUGCGCGCCAGGCUGCCUUGGAGCCGCCGAGCGCCUUUCUCCUCGGGGCUUCCUCGCUCGGCUGCGGGCGCCUGGGAAGCCCGGGGGCGCCGGCGUCGUCGUCGUGCUCGGCAGGGGGAAAGGGGAGCCCGGUCCAGGCCUCGGGGAGGUGCUGCCGGGGGACUCCUCCUCUUGCUGCUCCUCACCGGCCGCCUCCCUCUCCAGGCCAGGCGGCGAGAGAGUCCCCGGGAAAGCAGCGGCGGCGUGGCUGAGCCUCGGAGGAGGAGCAGGGUCUCUUCUCUCGACCGGGAAACUGUGAGUCUCCUCCUGGACCUAAGAGGCAGGGGGCUUUAUUAGGGUUCUGUCUCGACCCCCACCCAGCCCGAGCCUGGUUCAGCCCCAGAACCUGUUGUCGAUGCAAGGGGCUCAUGUGGCACAGGUGUGAAGAAGGCGAGGCCGCCUCCGAUCAUGUGCAGAAGGCUUUGUCCUCGCGGUGUGGCUGAUGCUGAGCACCCCUCGCAUUUGCUUUGUUUGGGAUCUAACCCACAGGUUUCCACUCGCAUCCAUAGAUGGGACUAGUGGGGCGGGAGUAGUACUGGCCCUUCCUCUUACGUUGCUGUGUGAGCCACAAUCUGUUUUGAUUCUGGGGGUCAGCUUCCCCACCACAUGUGAUGUAGCAGUGGACUCAGAAGUACUGUGAACAUGGGCUAAGUGCUCUCUCCCCAAUUGAAUAAUCCCAGCAUGUCUCAGCAUAUCUGGGUCAAGGGGAAAUUCCGCGAGGGUGAGCCUUGGCACUUCUCGUUUUAGAAAUGAGAGGCCCCUCAACAGUAGAGCCUUAUAGGGAAAAUUGUGAAGUGGUUGACUUAUUUAUUUUAUUUAUUAACUUUGAUUAGGACUCUUUUUUUUUUUAAAGUGAUCCAUUCCCAAAUCAGUUGUCUGGGUGUUCUUUCUAGAUUCCAGUUUGUAAAUAGUAACUAAUUCUCUUCCUCCUUCUCCUCCUCCACCUUAUUAUUGAUUUAAUGCAGGCAGUAUAAAAUGGGAGUGCUGUGAAAGAGUAUGAAUGGAAUGCAGGGCUGGCCCUACUGUUAGGCAGAGAGAGGACUUCAGGAGAACUACAUCUCUGUAAAGCACAUGUUGUGGUUGCCAUGGGAACACUGGCAGCAGAGGUCUUUCAGUGACAGUCUGUUUCCUGGUCUGACCAUGUACCUUUACAUACAUUGUGAGUUUCUCCACAUUCCCUGCCCCACCAGCCUUCAGGAACUUGUCACUCAGUGGUUGCAAGUCAUGAGGUUAAUAAUUGUUUAUGCUAGAACCAGCACUUGCAUGUGGGUGGGUGUCGGAACUGCAGGGAAGCUAUUUCCAGUUGUAUUCUUGAGGUGAGAGUAACAUGUGCUCUGGCCUUGAGUAUUUAUAUCUGCCUGUUGCCAGGGCUGGCCUCUAUUGGGGCAACUGAGGCAUCCCUCACAUCGUUUUAUCAUGUUUUUAAUAUUCUGUUGGGAGCUGCCCAGAGUAGCCGGGGAGGCCUGGCCAGAUGGGCGGGGUAUAAGUAGUAAAUUAUGAUUAUUAUUGUUACUAUCCGUUGCAUCUGCCAUCCAUCCGGAACUCUAGGCUGCUAGUUAAAAUUCUGCUGCAUCUCCUGUCACCAUGGCAAUGAUGUUUGAGGUCAUUGAAGCUGGCAUGAAGGAAUAAUACUACUAUAGCAAUGGGACCAUGGAUCCUUGUUUAACCUCAACAGGAAACCACAGGAGAAGCAGUACAGGAAGUGAGAGGAUGCAAGGUUUACCUGUAGGUAUCUAAUGGCCGGCUAGCCAAGCUAGACUUCUCUGUGGCUCCUGGUGCACUCAUGGUUGGAACAUGUAUAUGUAGAUGUUUGUGCACUCCCACAGAAGGAGCGAUUGUUCAUCAAGCCUCACUCACCUGAGACCUGGAGAAGCAAGAGGUCAGGUCCUCAGCCUGGAAGCGGUGGUGAUAGAUAUGCUGCUCUUUGAAGAUAGAUUCGUGACCCUGUGCAGUGGCAUCUUAAAAACCUUUUACUAUGUUCCUGCUCAAACUGUAUGUUGAGCCAGCUACAUAUAGCCUUUAACCAAGUGCUUAGCAGAGUAUCAUGAUAUUUUCACAACCCCUUGUAGGGAAGCACAGAGUGAAAGAGUGUUCAGUUCAGCCUUGUUACAAGCAGCCAGAUUUUUAAGCAUUCAAAGCCAGAAUUGGCUAGGUUUUUGUAUGAUUUGUAUGACUGGUCAUCAAAUUUCACCAUGUAUUUCACAAAUAGUGAUUCAUUUUAGUUUUUGCUUUCUAAAUCUGGGAAUAAGCCCAAAGUAUGGUACUGUACAUAAGAUUCUUUCACAUUAGUCAUUAAGACCCUUUUCCUUCCCUCUUUUUUAAAACCAAUACUUAGGAUUGAAUCUCAACCCAUCUACUUUUAUAGAAGCAGUCAUUAAGUUAUCACUUGAGCAGAAAGUUUUGUGUUACUGCAAACAGAUUGGUUAACAGCUGCCUCCUUGUGUCCAUUCCCAGUUCAAACAUUCCUCAUGUGGAGGUUUAUCUGAUAUACCAAUCCUCUUCAAAGACCCGUCAAAAAUAAGGUUAAGGUUUCUGGGUGGGUGAAUUUUUUUGCCAUUAAUAGGUGUCUGUUAAGCUCAAUGCACUUAUUUUUGUGUGUUGAGAAUUGUUAACCAACACAUAGAAUGAAAACUGCUAAUGACGCCUUAUGAAGCAUUGAUCUUGGUUGUUGGAUAGGUAGUACUGUAUAGAUAAGUACAUGUGAAUGGUGUGCCCUUGUAGACCUCCUAUACCAAAAUUGGGGGGGGGGGGGGAAUAACAGGGCACACUGCUUUUAAUGAUGCAGCAAGCCAAAUGAUAUCUAAUCAGGCCUGCAUGUUCAUGCAGUUCUAGUAAACUCAUAGUUUGACUUACUGUGUCAUGCGAACCAGAUGCUACCUUUAAAAAUCCUUAACCUUUCUGUUCUCCAUCUAAUGGUUCUGUGUCUAGAAAACUUGAUGCAACACUUUCUUGAUAGGCUUAAUUUAUUUUUUUAACCAAAGGGAGGAUAUAUAGUGGUACCUCGGGUUACAUAUGCUUCAGGUUACAUACGCUUCAGGUUACAGACUCUGCUAACCCAGAAAUAGUGUUUCAGGUUAAGAACUUUGCUUCAGGAUGAGAACAGAAAUCGUGCUAUGGCGGCAGCAGGAGGCCCCAUUAGCUAAAGUGGUCCUUCAGGUUAAGAACAGACCUCCGGAACGAAUUAAAGACUUAACCCGAGGUACCAGUGUACCUUCUAAUAUUCCAAGCUGCUUAGGGACAAAGGUGCAAAAUGCCCAAACUUAUUUUAGCGACUUAAUUAAGUAGUUUGAAUUGUGCUGUUUUCUCAUAUAUUAUGCUUAAAAUCUCAGAAGCAGCUAGACAUGUUUCUACUAGUUCUUAAUCCUAUUUAAGUGCACCCAUGAUACUUAGAAGCAACUUCCAUCUUCAUCCUAGCAUGCAUGCAUAGAGGGAGUGGCCUACAAGUGGUUGUGUUUUGUUAAACUUGACUUCCUUAGUGGCAGUAAGAGGGAUGUAGGUCAUCUUCAGCAAGUCUGGUCCUGUUUCAACGUAUUGACAAAUCUGCUUGGUACUUCUGUAGAGCUUUACAGAAGGCACUUCUUGCAGAUACUUGUUAAUAGUGUUCUGCUGUGCCUGAUCCCUUUAGAUUUAACAUGGCUCACUGCAUAAACAACACAACUUACAAAUUCAUUGCAAUGUCAUUGAAGGGAUAAAACUGGCAGCGCCUAAGAAGUAAAUAGAAAGUUAUAGGUUUUGCAUUGUUUAUUGCUAGUCAGUAGGGAAAAGCAUUUUGGUACCUUAGAACAGUGUUCCCUAACCUGUGGAUCCCAACCUGGGUCACAAAGCUUGCCCAGGUGGGUUACAGUAAACCCGAAUUAAGCAUUGGUUUUAAUUUGCAGUGCUGUGGCCCUAUAUAGAGCAACUCCAGCGGAACCCAGUGGAAAUUAUUGCUGAGUAGAUGUUAGUAUAGGACAGCCAUCCUAAACACACUUAACAGUGCAGCCCUAACCAUGUCUACACAGAAAUAAGCCGUAUUGAAUCCAGUGAGGCUCACUUCAAGAUAGUGAGGUUCACUUCAAGCAAUAUAGCCUACUAAAAAUAGCGAGAAUUACUUCUUCUAAGUGAGCAUGUUUAAGGUUAUGUCGCAAGGAUGCAAUCCGAUGCACAAUUACCUGGAAAUCAGUCCCAUCAAAUCUGCUUCAAGUCAUAAAACCAAGCUAUGGGUGGUGAUGCUUAAAUAUUACUGUUCAAUUGAUUUGUGGAUGUCACUGUUUUAUCUGUUGCCCCAGAAUAAAUAACUUCAUGUUGCAAAAUGGGAAGGGGGAGAGGUGUUUAGCACCUGGCAGCUCUUUCCACAUGUUACAUGAGCUAUAAUUAAGGUUUGGCACAUGGCUUAUGGUUUGUGCGGGAGAUCGAAACCAUGAGCCUGGGGUUUGUAGGGCACAUUAAGACAAACCAUGCCAUAGUUUAGCACAGGGCAGCAUCAGAACAAUUGGGAUGAAGCAAAGCAGCUGCAGUCUUCUCUUUAGGCGCCUGUGCAUUCACACUAAACUUGUGUAUUUGCACUAAGUCAUGUGACGCAGGCUGUUUGGUCUGAUUUAACUCUGAAGAAAUCUGGCUGCCAUAAGAAGGAUGGCUUGCUUGACACAUUAAUGUGUUGGGGGGGAUAUUGAUGCUGAAAUCAUAGACCUUCUUACCUGGGAGUAAGGCCCUUUAAAUUUGGUGGGAUUCACUUUCAGUAGAUGUGUAUACGCUUAAACUGUGAACCAGCAGAAAAUAAGAAGGAACACAAAACAACCACGACAAAUUAGAAAAAAGAUACAUUGUUUGAACUGUAGAAUGCAGUGAAUAGGAUUAAAUGACAUACUGAUGCAAAAACCUAGAAUGCUUGUAAAUUUGGGACAGUUUUUCUGUUAAAUACUCUACAUAUUGUGACUCGAGAAACUUUACCUGCUUGUAUCUAGCCUUAACCAAAGUGAGGGUGGGAGGGAAGAAAGAAAAAUCUAAAAAGCUUGGUCCUUUUCUUUUUAGAGUCAAAUGUCAAGCUGCUUCCCUCCCUGGUGUCCAAAUGCAAUCUCUUUUUAAUUAAAAAGGAGGGGGAAAGCCAAUUGCUUGGCUUGCGCCCCGGUUGAUAGCAACGAAGAAUACAACUUGACUCCCUGUGAACAACUCAGCUUCAAAAAAAUACCAAGCGCCAUUCCCUUGCAGAACAGACAGUGUUACCGUUAUUAUUGGCCAGUUGUCUUUGUGAUCACCUAACCUGAGUUUUCCUGUAGCCGCCAACUACAUGUAAAUAUUUUAGUCUUUAAGUAAAGCAUACUCGGCAUAUGCCUUAGUUCUUCCAUACGACGAACCAAUGUCAUGGUUUAAAACUACAAUUUUCCUUUCAGUUUCCUCCAUCUCCGCUUUACUCAAACUUCUGUUGUUGUCUUAAACUGCCAUUUCCACCUUCUCAAUAACCGUUCUUGUUUCCAACACCAACGCCAUGAUGCAAUCUGUCUUCACUUUUUGCUCCCCUAUCAAGCUCUGACUUCAUGCAACUCCAGGAUUGUGAUGUAGCACUGCAAAUCCUCCAACGGGGGCUCCAUGAUGACAUUAUUACAUUUUUAUUAUAUAGAGAAAUAUAAUGCUAAGAGAACCUUGUGCAAUAUUAACGCCUCCAACAAUCGGAUAUGGAGGAACCAACCUUGUGCAGUAUGGGAAAAAAUACAAGUUAAGUGACUAGGAACAUAGGAAGAUUCCUCAUACUUUUAGACCAGCGGUGGCCAAACUUGGCCCUCCAGCUGUUUUGGGACUCCCAUCAUCCCUAGCUAACAGGACCAGUAGUCAGGGAUGGUGGGAAUUGUAGUCCCAAAACAGCUGGAGGGCCACGUUUGGCCAUGUCUGCUUUAGACCGUAGGUCCAUCUAUGUCAGUAUUGUCUGCAGUGACUGCAUGGCAGUGGGCCUCCAGGGUUUGAAGUGGGUGACUUUCCCAGCUUUACCUGGAGAUUGAAUCUGUGGCUUCCUUCUCUGCUACUUCCCUCCUACAGCCCUUCCCCUGGAACUUAACCUGGCUGUUAACUAUGUACACUCUGUACAGAGUUCACUCUGACUUGAUAGUGGCUGUAAUGGUAUAGUUAGUUUUAUUAUUUUAUUAUUUAUUUAUUAUUUUAUCUCCAGUGGUAAUGCUCACCACAAGACUGCUUCUUUCUGCCGAAACAGUUUUAAGUAGUGCACAUGUUCUAGCCAGUUAUUCUGAUGUCCCAAAGAGUUAUAUUAAAAGGAGGUUGCAUGCAUACCUAAUUUGAAGAUUGAUAUGGGUAUGCUGAGCCACUCUUGCAUUCUUGGCAGCCACAGGUCUUCCUGGGAGAAAAAUGAAAGCUGCAGUGAUCAGUCAAUUAAUCAGUUAAUCAAUUUAAAACAUUUUAAUCGACUGAAAAGUGUUGCCAUUUAAUUUUUUCAUUAGCUGAGUUUAACAAAAGUUAAUGGAUUGUAUCUAAGCCAUACCCAGAGCAGACCCAUUGAAAUCGUUGGUCAUGUCUGUAGAUUUCAGUGGGUCUGCAGUUUCAAUCCAUUUAUUAUAAUACAAGGCAUUACAAGAACAACCUCCCCCUUUCCUGUUUUACAUGAAGAAAUGCCUCUUGGAAAUAAUGUGAGUACAGCAUUUUUAAAAACAAGGAGCAGGGCUUUUUUUCAGCUGGAGCUCACCAGAACUCAAGUGGGCACCAUAAGAGAACAAGGGAGGUGUUCCUGGUGAGUUCUGGCACCUCUUUUUCUAGAAAAAUAGCACUGACAAGGAGUAUAUUUCCCCCACAAAAAGCCUGUUGUUUUCUUCUUCUUAUUUAAAUAUCUUGUAAGCCCAAUUGAACAGUGGGAUUUUCUCAUCUAAACAUUCUUAAACUUGUAUGAUCAGUCAACUGAGAUUUCUUAUGACAGGCAUUGUUUGCUUGUUAGAGUGGAGAAUCUGUGACCCAGGGACCAAAUGCAGCCCUCCAAGCUUCUCUGUCUGACCCUUGGGACUCUCUCCACUCCUUCCUGAGCCACACACCCUCUCCCCAUGCCAUGUCCUCCUUCACUGGCUCUGCUUUGUUCCUUCCUCAGGUGUUUUUGCCUGGCUAGAAUGUGUCCUCGGAAUCCCAUUUGCUUGCCUGGCUGGAGGAUUGAGUGGUGUGCAUGUGUGCGUAGAACCUACUUAGAAGGUGAAAUGUUCAUUUGUUGGUCUGGCCCCAUCCACCACUGCCAUGUGGCCCCUGGAAGGUCGCUCAGAGAAUAAUGUGGCCCUUGGGGUGAACAAGGUCCCCCAACCCUGUGCUAGAGGUUCAGAUAUUGAAAUGAUGUACACUUUAAUAGCCACAUGACUUGAAUGCAUGGUCAGAGACUAAUUUUUUGGGGGGGGGGGGGGUUUGGAGAAGAGCUUUGAUUUUGAAAGAAAUAACUGGCAGCAGAUGAUGUCUCAGAGGUGAAUUAUUUAUAGUUUGGAGUGCGCAGACAGGAUUUCACUCUAUCGCACCCCAUCCCUGGCUCUUACAUCUGUUCUGGGAACUUCAGCCUUUGCUUUCACAAAGCUCGCCUCACAUGGUCGGAGUAGCAUAUGCGCCAAGGUUGUAAAUAGCUGGCAUUACCUGUGGAGCUUUACCCGUGGGGUGCAGGAGUAGUUUCUUGGUGGCCAAGCAGAGACGUUUGUGGAAAUGGGAAAAGAAGUGUCUCUCUUUUAAAAAGCAUAUAUUUGUUUUAUUUCAGGCCACAUGUGAGGCAGCAAGUAGACUAGUAAAGAUUCCUGGAUGGUAAUCAUUUUUCUAGGCUUACAGUCAUACCUCAUGUUACGUUUGCUUCAGGUUGAGCAUUUUCAGGUUGCGUCCCGCGGUGACCUGGAAGUAACGGAAUGGGUUACUUCCAGGUUUCACCGCAUGCGCAGAUGUGCAAAAUGACGUCAUGUUCAUGCGCAGAAGCAGCGAAUCGCGAUGCGCAGAUGCGGGUUUCAUUCUGUUCAGGUUGUGAACGGGCCUCCGGAACGGAUCCCGUUCACAACCAGAGGUGCCACUGUAUUGGCAAGGCAAUCUGUAAAAAAAAUAUAAAAAAGGGAAAGGAAAGGAAAGGAAAAAGGCAAGGAAAAAGGAAAGGAGAGGAAAGAGGAAAAAGGGGAAAGGAGAAAAGGCUACAUUGUAACAGGCUUGUGCAUUUUAACUUUGGGAAGGAUGGGAGAAAAAUUCCAUACAGUAUGGCUCUUCAAUGCCUUUUGAACAAAGCUCAACAAAGAGAGGGUGUAAUUAUAAUUGAAUUUGGUGAAAGGCUGAACGCCUUUCCUUCUAGCACUUACAAACAAUGGGUUAUCAGGGCGCAACUGAUGAUCGCAUUUGAUAAGCUUGUCUUUCUCAUUCCACAGCUAAUCUGCUAGCAUGCAAAGGCGCACCUGUUGGCAGCUGCUUCUUAAUUUACAGCCUGUGAUACUCAGAGUGCUGUGCUGGUACAACCACCUUUGAAACGAGCGGUUUAAAAAACAAAAGCAAAAAGAACAGUGGAUUGGUUGGUACUGGCAACAUAUGGAACAAGAGGAUGCACAAAAGGGUUAAUGGGAUUACGUUUGGGGAGAGACCAUAGUUCAGUGGAAGAGCACGUGAUUUGCAUGGGUGUAAUCCCUGGCCUCUCUUAUUCAGAUGUUGCGGGGAAAAUUCAGAUAGCUGCAUUAUCAUCAGCAUACCAGUUACAGGGGGCACCUUGCCCCAAAUCUCCUUUAACAGUUGAAUCCUGACGAGAUGAGUGGUGGUUUCCAGGCCUGGAAAUUGGGUUGUAUGCCAGCUCUGGGUAGGGUUGUUUCCCCUCUGAAGGAGCUGUUGUGUAGUGUGGGAACUGGACCCAGGCGAUGAUAAAUCUCAUUUGAUUACUGCAAUGGAUAAUACGUGGGACUUCCCUCGUUCCUGGUUCUGAAUGCAAUUGCUCGAGUGCUCAGCAGGACACUUAGCUUUACAUAUACCAUACCCAUGUUGAAAGCUCUGCGCUGCCUGCCUGCCUGUUAGCCACUAUGCCAAGUUCAAGGCAAAUGUUUUUGACAUUUAAUGCUCUAAACAACCCGGGAGCCAGAUACCUUGUAGGCCACCUCCCCUAUAUAGACCAAGCUGACUCUGCGUGCUACUACUACUGACACAUUGACUUGUUUACAUUCCCCUUUGUCUCUGCUGCAGGCGCACUGCAAAGUUGUUUAGCAAUCCAGGAUUCUUCUUAGCCGCUGAGCUAUCCUUCUCGUACGCUUCCAUCUUAAAUAAUUACUCAAUUAAUUAAAUUUAUAUCCUGCCGUUCCCCUCUCCCCAAAGGAGUCCAGGUAAUUUUAAUAUAAGUUUAUAGCUGUGUGGUUUUCUGGACUUUGAAGCUUGGAAAAGGCCACACUGGAUGGGGGGUAAGUGACCAGAGAAGGGAGCUAGUCCUCACUGUUAACAGAGAAAUUUGUCCCCAUGUCCUUUUCUUCUUUCACUGACCCCAAAGUUUCAAUUAGUUUGGGGUGUGUGUGUGAAAUCACCUGGCUCAUGAAGAUGGGGUAAAUGAAGGAAAGCCACAUCAUGUAGAUAAUCAUAGUAGCUUUUCCCUUUGCAGAGUUUAGUUUUGGGAUGGGGAGAAGAUGGAUGCAACCACGGCUAGUGUUGGAGUUGUUUGUUGGUGCUUUUAACAAUUUUUUUUUAGUUUAGCUUAUUAAACUUGUUCAGCACUUUUCACCCCAAGAUAGCAAUUAGCAGGAACAGGAUAAAAAUACAGAGAUACAAGAUAUAACAAAACACUUAUUAAAACAACACAAAUAAGCUAAAAAGUGUCCAUUCACAAGAUCACUUAAAAACACACUGAACCACCUUAUUUAAAAUAUACUGUGGCUCAUAUAUUGGCAAAAUUGAUAGUGAUAGAUUCUGGCAUUUUACCAAAAGCCCUUUAAAGACCUUUGUUAGCAUUGGAACAUAUGUGAGGAGCAAUGCUAAUAUAUAUUAUUGAAAUGAGAGCCCUAACUGGACGCAGCAUAACAUCAUCCAGGAUGUGGUUAAACAUCUGUAUGAUGUCUACUUCAUUCUGUUGAGACUGGAAUCAUGGAUGUGCUACAAGUUGACUAAGGGAUGUUCACAAAUAACUUUCGCAUCACUUCCAAUAUCCUCUGUAUCAGAAUUCUCUCAAAUUCUCCCCAAACUCCUAUUUUUUGGGUAGGCAGUUUGCAAGCAUGACAUUAGCUUCAGUCUUUGCAGACCAAAAUGAAUGAAUAAGAUCUGAGAGCCUCAGCAGGGAUAUAAAAAUAAAAAAAAUAAAAAAAUAAAUUUAUUAUUUACACCCCAUCCAUCUUGCUGGGUUUCCCCAAAAUUUCAUAUUCCUCUUCCCUCGCCACUCGCAGCCAUCUGCUACUGCUCUGCUGCAAACAUUCUUAGUCUCAUCUAGUGUUGCAAGUCUCUCGCUUGUUUUCAAUUUAUUCUGAUCCUAAAAUCUUCCUGUGAACCUCACAAAACCACUAUCGGAACUUCCUUCUACCCCUGGCAACACCCUCUUUUCUUUCUACAGUGAGUAGCUCAAGGUAGCAUUCAUUUUUCUUCUGGUAUCCCCUUUUUUUAGUCUUCACUAGUGUCCUUUCUUCUCUCUUUCUCUCUGUGGCUUCCUAUCUCUGCUAUGUAUACUAGUUAGAGCUUGUAUACUUUAAUCCUCCCAUUAGUUAAAAAUGUUUUGAAAUGUGCCUGUUGUUAGUGCGUUUCUCGUGAAAGCCGGUGCUAAUUUGAUUCUUUGUUUUACUAAAUUCGGUAAUUCCCUUUUGAUACAAUGGCAUUGUUUGGGGUUUUCUCUUUGCUGUCUUUGGGCUAAAUCCCAAUGUGUUGUUUCCAGAAUGUGUUUGAGUUCAAGGUGAAAAGUUCCUGAAAUGGAUUGCAUGUGAGAACUGCAUGCUUGCAUGCAUGCAGGCUGCAUGCUUCUUAACAAGUCUCCCCUACUAUCUCCCUUUGCUGCCACUCACGUGCUUAUGGUAGGGUGGGGAGGAAUUUAUGGAUCAAUGUUCUCUUAGGGCCACCGACAGCUAUUGUCUCAGAAGUUGUAAGGGCUGAAAACUGCUGAGACAAUUUUUUCAAAACAGCAAGAGCACUUGAUAGAUUGGGGAGAGGACUCCCCACAGCCCCCCUCUUGUUUGCUACCUGUUGGGGAACCAGAGCCGGGGGUCACACGAUCCCAUUGACUGGCAUUCUGGAUCUGUUGUUGUGAGGAUAACUACCAUCUGCCUAAAAAUCCAUUUUUAUUACCGCAAACUGCUUUGAGAACCACUGUGGCUGAGAAGUUGUAUAUAGCUCACUUUAUCAUAUUUGUAUGUAUUCUUUUUUCUUCUUCUGAGGACAGCUGCUUCCUCAAGUUUCUCUUGUUUCUGGUUUAGACAAGUGUUCUUCCCUGACUUUGUAUGGUUGUGAACAUUCUUGUUUUCUUUCUUUUCCUAGGAUUAAAAAAUGGCUUUUCGGAGGGUCGUGAAAGGGACUAUCCUCAUUGGAGGCGGCGCUGUAGCGACUGUGUUUGGCCUCUCCCAGUUUUCUCAGUAUAGAAACAAGCAUGUAAGUAGAAACUGAUUUAUGCAUUUUAAAAAAAUUGUGCAGAAGUUUAUAAACUGAGCCUUUGAAAUAUGUGGCUCCCUCGUUCUAAUGGCACACCCCACCAGCAGCAAGAAAGGAGCAGUAGCUGGGUCAGCUGCAAAGCAGGUAGAACUUUUCUUAUCAUCUUCCUGCUUUGCUUUGCUGCUGCUUCCCCCUGAAGGGAGAGGAGAGGUGCUGGACCAUCCCUGGAGGACACUGGACCCACCCACCACUGAUUUGCAACAGCUGACACCAGACUUCUGGAUGGAGGGGAAGAUUAAACGGGGGGUGGGGUGUUGGUUCGAUGUGAGUGAUUUUUGCACUGGGGGAGAUUGAGGUUUUGUUUAUUUGCUAAUUAAUGGGUCAGAAAAUUGCUUUUGAGUUUAUUAUUUAUUGUUCGCUACUAUUUAUACAGCUGGUAUGCCGCCCCCCAAUGAAUGUUACAUUACAUGAAAUAUUAAUGUAAUAGAAUGGUAAUAUGUAUUGUAUGUUUUCCUUCACUGUAAGUCGCUUGAAAACCUUUGGGUGACAAGCAACUAGUAAGUUGAAUGAAUGAAUGAGACUACUCACAUUGUACUGGGAUGGUGCUGUGUUAAGCAAAGUGGGAGAAGCUUCAGUCGAGAAUGGACUAAAUACCUGCCUCUUUUCUGACCUUGCAGCCCUCCAUUCUCUUCUCACACUGAGGGCUGUGCUCAACUAAGUAGUUGCAUUAGUGGAAGCCAGCACAGUGAUUCCUACUGGAGCACCAGGAUUUCCCUGUUCUCCUCUUCCCACACAGUCCCCAAAUCUGUUCCAGAGAGUCAGGAGAACCCCAGAACAGUGGUCCAUGGGAGGAGAGGGGAGACCAUUCAGUCCAGCAAGCAGAAAUGCUCAUGCUGAUGGAAUGAUCUCCGUAGCCCUACAUUGAAUACAACUCUAAGAUUCCUUUAUUAGAAAUGGUAAAACAUAUAUUUGUCCUGAUUUUCACCGUACUUCAAGCUUAGUUCUUUCUCAACUCUUUUUUUGUAUUUCCCAGCGUACAAAAUAUAUAAACUGUGCAUCAAAUGUGAAGUGCACAUUUGUGUAUUCUUAUCCCCAUUUCUUCUUUAAAAACAUGUCUGUGGAGGCCUGUGCUUCUGUGUGCUUUGUACUUCUAUGAUACGUUCUAUACUUGCAUAACUGACUCUAAAUAAAUAUCAUUUAUUCAUAGUGGGUUUCUUCUAUAGCGGCUUAGAGAAAACCUUAUCCUUUUCCUUAUUCUGCAAGGAGAAGGGGAAAUAAUACAAAGAGCUCCAGGCUUAUAAAGUGUACCUCCCUUGUGGCAGGGACCUGCCCUCUCACUCUUUGUAAAAUACUAUGUAGAUGGAUGGCUUUAUAUUUGUUUUUAUCAUUCAGUUGUUGUUGAAGCAGCUGAUGUGUUUAUGUCUAGAGGUUCAUUUGCAUAAUCAGGGCUUUUUGGAAAUGUGCUGGAGAUGAGAUUGUUUCUUCAUAGUUACUUUCAGUGCUUUUUUCAAGGGGGUACUCAAAGGCACGCAGUACUGGCACCUCUUUUUAGUGUUAAAAAGUGUAACACUUACUGUAACAACUUCAUGGUGAGUACCGGAACCUACCGUAUUUUUUGCUCUAUAAGACUCACUUUUUCCCUCCUAAAAAGUAAGGGGAAAUGUGUGUGCGUCUUAUGGAGCGAAUGCAGGCUGCGCAGCUAUCCCAGAAGCCAGAACAGCAAGAGGGAUUGCUGCUUUCACUGCGCAGCGAUCCCUCUUGCAGUUCUGGCUUCUGAGAUUCAGAAUAGUUUUUUUCUUGUUUUCCUCCUCCAAAAACUAGGCGCGUCUUGUGGUCUGGUGCGUCUUAUAGAGCGAAAAAUACGGUAUUUUUCUAGAAAAAAAGCCCUGGUUACUUUAUCAAUGAAAUCAAUCUACACCCAUCCAAAGGGCUCCUUAUCUAUUGUAGACGCUACUGAGAAGCUCCAUACGGGAGUCAUGAUAUAUUAGUGUGUGGAAAGUUUCUCUGUCAGUUCCAUGCAAACCAUGGUUUGUUGUUGGCUUACUGACCUUAACUAUGGCUUAGCGUAAGAUGCACACUCAGGCACCUCCUUAACUAUGCUGUAAAUGUGGUUUGUUUCAGCAUUCCACCCAAAUUGUCUGUUGUAGCAGCUUUGCUUUUCCCCAUUUUUUGUUUACUACUACAGUGAACUAAGCAAAAAUUUUGCUUAGCGUGUUGGCUCAACCAGGGCUUGUGGUUCUCUUCUGUUCUCACUAACCAGGAGCUGUAGCUUAGGCUUGUUCUUGACUAGAGCUCGUGGCUGGUGUUGAGAGAGUUAAACUGUGAGUCCCAUUUUGAAUGACAUGGUAAGACAAACUUUAGCUCAGUGCAGCAUGGCAUGGCAGCAAAAAAGGACUAGAGCAACUGGGAGCUCCCGGCAUUUGAAAUUUGCCAGGCACCCAGGGGCCAGCAUGGCGCCUAACAUCUCCACCAUCUGGAGGUGCAUGCCUGGGGAUCCCUGCAUUUUUACUGUUUUCACACACUAGCAGCACAUCCUGUAGAAUUCUACCCAUUAUAUUUUAUCUGCACAAUCAGAACGAAUUUCAGGAACCAUAAAGUCAUAUUGAAAGCUAUGAAUUUCGAGCCUUUUGUCCCCAAACGGCAACUGGCCAUUCAAUUUUGGCGACUGUAACCCUGCUUUAAGGAGCCAUUGGCGCCUAGCUUAUAUAUCUGAGUUUCUAACACUGUGAGCUCCUCUCUGGGAUCCCUCAUAUUUGCACAAACCAGGCCACCAUGAGAUUGGUCCACAGGUUCCUAUCUCAAGCAGAAGGGUUGUUGAGGAGGUGGUAGUGCCUCAGUGGAGCUGGUCUGCCCUCUUCUCCAACCAGCAGCCUCUGCCCUGAGCAUGAGAGCUGUGGCAACACCAGAAAGGGGAGUGGAAAGUGUGGAUGGGUGUGAGAGAGGGAGGGGGAAAGAAGGUACACUUUCUCUUCCUCCUCUCUCCCACGUGUCUCCAUCAUAACAACUGAAUCUGGAAAGCCACCCUGUACAUUGUCUGUGAAGGCUUGAGACAAAGGGCCUGGCAAGAGAGCAGCAUAUGAUUUUUACGCUUCCACAUUAUUCUAACUUGCACAUCCAUUGUGCCGUGCUGUCCCCCUUACAGCUAUUGCCUACAUGCACCCGAUAAAGGACAGCAGGUGGGAUAUAACUGGGGGGAUUGACGCAAAGGAGGACAGCCCAUUUACGGUGUUGACAUAUCUAAGCUGUGGGCAUGUCUGGCAGCCGAACUGUCCUCUUUUUAAUAAUGCCUGCCAAUCACGCAGAUGACAGGGCGAAAGACCCCUGUGCCUGCAAGAUGCAAGAAGGGAUGUUGCCCCAAGACGCGCUCUAAUUGGCUACCCGGUGCAGGAGGUCUCUUGGCUUUUUCUAAAUGAGUCUUUUCAACGCUCCCCAGCACCGAGAGAAGACAUAAUUCAAUUAGCAUGCACACAGAUCGUACUGUACAUCCCCUAGACGCAUCUCAUUUCCUUUGUAACAAGGCUGCUUUCUGCAAGUGUGCCAGUCACCCAUCUCUUUUGGGCUUGGUAUUGUUCGGUUGCCACUGUAUCCACUUGAAAAUGAAGCUUUUAAAAGCUUUUAUCAACACUUUAAAAUAAUAAUAAUAGUAAUGAACUCCAGAAGUGAAGGAGUGAACUUCCACAGAUCGAUUAGAAGAUUUGGUAUGAAUCUGCUUGGCUAGCUUAUUAUAUUUUCAUACAUCCUAAAGAUUCAGUUAAGUUGCAUAACUUAAUUUUUGGCUCAGGGCACAGGAAGUGGUAAUGCAUCAGUACAACGGCGAAGGAGACAGUUACCACCCCUCUUAAGAUAGGGAGCAAUCUGGACUUGCUCUGCCUCAUUUACCAUUUACUGCAGUUCUCUCCCAUAUAUUUUUAGGCUGGUUUAAGUAACAGGAGAAGCCAAAUACUGCUAGCAGAGAGGAGAUUUUGUGAUGAUGUCGCACGUAGACAUGGGCAGCCGUUGUGAGUAGGUAGUUAACAGGAAAUUGUUUGUCCUGUCAAGAUUUUGGGAUUAGGUUACAUGACUACCAUCCUAUUUUGAAGGUAAUGAUGUUAGGAUAUAAUGCUCUGAUAUUUCGUAAGAUGGAAACAGGAAGAUUUUCCACAUUUAACCCAUGCUAGUUGUUGGGUCUAGAAGAAGCCUGGAUGAACACUUUUUUAUUUUUUAAAGAGCUAAGAGCCUGGCCCGGUUUAUGCACUAAUCAUUCCCAGGGAUGCAACACCAUAAAAGGCAUAAUGCCUGGCCAGAGCUACUGUGUCAAUGGGUAAACAUCAUGGUGGGCAAAACAACUGAGCCCUUGUACUCAGGCACAUCUCUGCUGCAAGACUUCAGCAUUACACAGCUUAGCUGAGUUGGUUAGAGCAUGCUGCUAAAGGUUGCAGGUUCUAUCCCCAUAUGGGACAGCUGCAUAUUCCUGCAUUGCAAGGGGUUUGGACUAGAUGAUCAUUACAGUCCCUUCCAAUUCUACAAUCCUGAUCCUGAUUCUGACUGCGGUUUCCAUGUCCAUUCCACUAUUUUCUCCAUACCACCCCAUCUCAGGGUGACAUUCAGCAUGGAGGAUUUAAUAGUUACUAAACCAGCCCCUAGUCUUGGAAAUAUUCUUCAGGGCUCAUUUGUGGUGCAUGUAAAGAAAAAUGAUACUGUGAUCCAUCACCUGUAAAAGUAGGGUGGGCUCCCAUUACUAUUCCCAGGUGCAACAGUUCCAGAAGAAUAUGUAGGAGCAUCUUCCUUGCCCAGAUAACACGAGACUCUUAAUCUCAGGGUGGUGGGUUUGAGUCCCACAUUGGGGAAAAAGUUUCCUGCAUUGAAGAGGGUUGGACUUGAUGACCCUCGUGGUCCCUUCCAACUCUACAAUUCUGUGAUUCUAUGAUUUGGUUAUAUAGAUUUAGGUGCCAGGCAGAAACAUUCCUCUUCUACUAUGCCUUUGGCCAAUUGAACAAUCUAUGGCCUUUUAAACUGUGUGUGUGGAGGCAGGGUAUUGUUUUUGUUUGUUACUAUGCUAUGUAUUUUGUGUUUUUAUAUUGUAAACAACCCUGUGAUCCUUGGAUGAAGGAUGAAACACACACACACACACACGCACUUACUGAGAAGUGAGUCACAUUGCAUUUGAUGAGACUUAAUUCCAGGUAAAUAUUGCAUCCCCCAUCAGAUUUCUUUCAUCUGUUCCCUUUCAUGGCUAGAAGCAGAGAAUAGGAGUUUGCAUAAGUGAAUAAUAUAACAUUGCAAAAUAUAAAAAAUGUCAUGAGUAUCAUGGAUGUGAGUUGAAGCUUGGUCAGUGGAUUGAUUCAAAGCAGCUGAAAUGUGCAUGUGGUUUGCCACCUGUCCCCCAUGUCUGCCUUUUAAUAUCAUCUUCUGUACAGAUAGUAAGUACCAAGGUAUCAUAUUCAGUCUACACAGUUGAAAACGCAGUCGUGACUUUUUGGGAGUUGCUCGUGUCUUUGGCUUGGCAUACAGCCACUAAUGCUGUGGCUUCCAAACAUGAAGUCAGCUUUAUGAAAAUAUAUUGUAGAGCACACUUUAAUAGGAUCUAUGCCUUCCUUUUUACUUCUAUUUUUUUUUAUAUAAAAUAUUUAUUAAAGUUUAAACAUUACAAAAAAGAAAAGAGAAACAAAAGAGAAAUAUACAAAGCAUUGACAAUACAAAAAGAAGAAAAAAAGAAAACAAAAGCAUUUUUAAAAAAGAAAAAAAAAACCCAAAGGAACAAACAAACAUACAAAAGAACCCCAUAUUUUCAUAUCCUUAUCUUUCAUUAGCUUAUUUCCUCGACUUCCUCACACCUCCUUUUUUGUAUUCUAGUUCAAUUAAAUGUUCUAGCAAGUCCUUUCCCUCUUUCACAAAUUUAGUUCCAUAAUUUAAUUUAACGAAAUUUUAGACUUAAAUUUACUUCUUUACCCAAUGUCAAUCUAUUCAUACUUAAUUCUUUAUAAUAUUUCUACUACUUCUACUUCUGUGGGGAAGCGUGGCAAAAUGGAAUUCAAAUUGGACCAUAUUCAUCACUACAAGAUAAACAGAAUAAGGGAGGUGAUGGAAAUGUAGGAUGUGACCAACAGACUUUUCAGGAGCACACUUGCUUUUUUGUGAAAGAGACGGUUAUGGUUUGCUCUCCCGCUCCGAAAACAAGAGCUUGGAAAGUUCAAAGGAAUAUAAGUUUUAUAAUAGGGAUGGGGGAGGAAUUCAGUUCACAUUUAAGGAUGACCCUAUCUAGUUCUCGCUUUACGAAACAGUAUGAGAACUGAAACACAGCCAUCUUUCAAAAUUCACACUUCUCUGAAUUUUGCAAUACAGAUCUCAAGCCCAGUAAUGUGUAUACUAGGGUAAAAUAUGCAUAAAAAUGCAUAUAUUUGUGAAUCGUACAAAAACGAAUGAUAUUAGAGAAAAUUGCUUUGCAAUAAUGUGUAUGUGAAGAGAAAAUUUCAUGAGGACUUAAAAAAAUAAAUCACAACUGGUUAUGGAAGCCUGGCCAUUAAAGCGUGCAUGCGCUAAUCCAAUUGAUGGUAUCACACGUGUAUUUUACACAUGUUUAGGGAAGCUUUUAAUGUUUAACAGACCACUGUAUUUUAAUACUCUGUUGGAAGCCUCCCAGAGUGGCUGGGGAAACACAGCCAGAUGGGUGGGGUAUGAAUAAUAAAAUUAUUACUAUUACAGCAGCAUCUGAAAAGUGAAAUAUGAGUGGCCUCGCUGUUAGUAUGCUGGACAACCUUCGUAAAUUUAUAGUAAUCUGAUUGACAGUCUUAAUUCCCCCAGUUAGUUCAGAAUAAUAUUAAUAACACCUGGCAAUAUAUAGCACUGUUUAAGCGUACAAAACAAAUGCACACUUGAAUUUAACUGUCAUUACGACAAGCCUAGUGAUGUUAUACCUGUAUUGUUGGCAGAGGACCGAGGCUCCAAAGUUAGUAGAUUGCAAGAAACUACCUGGUGAGUUUGUGGUACGCAAGGGAUUUGAACCAGCGGCUUCAGUUUAAAAUCCCAGCAUUGUGCCAUUCCUGGUCUUUUCAUGACCGCUUUGCUUUCUUACCUUUGCAGGGUGCUCUAGCAUCUGUCGAAGCUUCGGAAUGUCGGCCCUUGCAUAUGCACAGCACCCUUCCCUCCAGAGAAAGUCAGCUUGAGGCCCUGCGAGAAACCUGUGAAUUUGACAUUCUUAUCAUAGGCGGAGGCGCUACAGGAAGCGGUUGUGCUUUAGACGCUGUUACGAGAGGUGAGUCCUGCACACCGAGGUCAGCUGUGCCACGCAUGGCCAUCCGUUUGUCCCCGAGAUCUGAACAAGCGUUUUGAAUGUACUUAAAGCCGUCCAGCAAAUGUCAGGGUGUUGUUGUCAGAGGGUGUGGGAAACUCGGAGGCAGGAAUCUGCGGAAAUAAUAAUCUGCAUGCAGAAUAAGCUUAGUCGAGGUAGAGUUUCGUGACCUGGAUUCUCCACCCCCCCCCCAGCCACAAGUAGGUCGUGUUAGCUAGUUGUGAUAAAAAUAUAUGCCUUACGAAAAUGGAAAAGGUCCCAACCAAAGAACUUAAGUUGAUGGAACAUGUGCAGCUUGCAGACUUAAACGUAUAGAAUAAGAGAACAAGAAGAACAUACGUUUAGAGAAGAUUGGGAAAUGUUUAUUGAACAUCUGGGAAAUAAUGGUGGAUGGCUGAAAAGGCUGGCAGCAUUAAGUUAAAUUCAACAGUGUAAAUAGGUUUAGAUGGAUACAAUAAUAAUGGAAUGCUGAAUGGUAUAGUUUUUGUAAAAUAAGCAGGGAUUUAUGAUUUGUAAAAUGAACCACAGAAAGAAAAGAAGGGAAGGGAAGUCAUUGAUAUCUUAAGGAUGUAAAAAUGAGUGCUUUAAAGUGUAAAACAGAAAAUUUAAUAAAAAUUAUAUAUAUAUAUAUAUAUAUAUAUAUAUAUAUAUGUGUGUGUGUGUGUGUGUGUGUGUAUGCAUAUGUAUGUAUAUGUAUAUAUUUGUGUAAGGUGUGUGUGUGUGUGUGUGUGUGUGUGUGUGUGUAUAUAUAUAUACAUAUAUAUAUAUGUCUUACACAAAUAGCUGAAUAUAAAACUUUACUUGUCAGGCUAGGAACAAGUGUUUGCAAACUCCUCUAGACAGCAUCUGCAUGAAAUCCCCAUACUUCUCUCCUUUACAUUCAAGAUAGAACUAACAGAAUAACCUCCCAACUGGCAAUUGCCAACUGCCAUCUUCUUUUCCCAAUUCUAUUUAUUCUUUGUGAAAUACAUUUCCAAUGAAAUUACAUUACAGAUACUAGCAGACCGCUGUUCUUUCCGGCAUGGUGUAAAUCCUGGGAUGGGAUGGUCUGUAAUUACACCAAGUCCUUUUGAAAUACUGCCUUUGGCCCAAGGAAUAGAUCUGUCACAACCAUCGCAGGGACUGGACUUAAAAUGGGCCCAUGACUUCUUGGUUACCCCCACAACUGCAUGUCAUAGACGCGGAGGAUGCAGCAAAGUGCUCAUUGUUAAAGGGUCAGAAAAUAAUAAGUUUGGGGAGUUAGUUCGGUUAUGAAGCAGGUGUGGGGAACUUGUUCUCCAGAUGUUGUUGUGUUACAGCACCAGUUAUGCCUGAUCAUCGGCUGCACUAAUGGGCUGAUGGGUUCUGUUGCACAGAUCAACCCAGUAACAUUUUUUCCCCCAGAGAAGAGAAUUAAACAAAAUUCUGGUUGCCACCUGCUACUAGUCUAUUGACAGGAAUCAUUAAUUGCCUUUGACAAAAGUCGGUGGUUCAGCCACAAGUCCUUAGUGCUGGCUUUUGCUGCCAACCUGCGCACAUUCCAACACAAUACAGUGGUACCUCAGGUUACAUACGCUUCAGGUUACAUACGCUUCAGGUUACAGACUCUGCUAACCCAGAAAUAGUGCUUCAGGUUAAGAACUUUGCUUCAGGAUGAGAACAGAAAUCGUGCUCCGGUGGCGCGGCGGCAGCGGGAGGCCCCAUUAGCUAAAGUGGUGCUUCAGGUUAAGAACAGUUUCAGGUUAAGAAUGGACCUUCAGAACGAAUUAACUACUUAUCCCGAGGUACCACUGUACUUAGGUAGUCUGGAAGUGUGGUAUCUAAGCCUACUGAUAGUAUAGUAGAUUAACCUUAAAUGGAGGCAAUUUUUCCCGCCUCCCCCAAAAACCACCACUUGAAACAUUUUAUUUUAUUUUAUUUUAAAUCAAGCUUCCCAAUGUGUUUUAAGAUUUGGGGAUGUUUCUUUUUGGCCACGUUGGUAGAACUAGAUGUGAAAACAACACCGAACUAAUCUGUAUUUAUCCUUUUCUUCCUAUAUAUUUUGAUUGUAUUGGUAGUUUUCUGAAGUGUGAAAUAAUCAUAGGCAUUUGGUUAAUGAAUUGUGUAUUGUUGCUCUUCAUUCACGGGAUUUGCACUCAUAUUAAGUUUGAUGCUUCACUUAACAAAUUCUGCUUUCUCUGUGUUUUGAUACGUUUUUGCCAAAUUAUUCCUGAUUGUAUCCAUUAAUCUUCAGUCACAUUUGACAAAAAUAAAUUGCUCUGAUCUUCUAAAGUUGCUGGGAAUAAUUAGAUUUUUUUUUUUAAGGACAUGAAAGUUUAGGGAGACCAAGAGAGGCUAAUGUAGUUGUUACACUAGACUUUUGCAAUAAAGCUCUGCAAAAUCCUUAAGGUGAUGCUGGUGAAAGGAGAGUUCACAGUGUUGGAUCAUCUGCAUUUCCUCCUUGGAUAUGCACAGUCAUGCUGCUCUCUUCAGCAACCUCUGCAAGAAUCUUGUUGUACUUGUUUUCAUUCAUUCUUCCUUCCUGUUUUCUUUCUUGCGCACUUUUGAGAAACUGCCACAGGGAAGAGAGAGCACUGACUGUUAAAAAGUUGCAACACCAGCAGAACUUACUACUUUCUUUUAGUUUUAAAAGGAUUGCUAAAAAAAAAAAAAAAAAGAUUUCUAUAUCGCUAUGAUUUACCUCCCCCUGGAGACUGCAGUUUCCAGUCCUCUAGGUGCUUAUCUUAAUUGGAUUUAUUUUGUGAAUUACUACAUUUUAUGAAACAGGCAAGUAAUGGUCUGUGUUUGUCUGCCUGUGGCUGAUCGUCAUCGCCUGAUAAUUCAUGUAUUUCACACUGCAAUUACUAAUGGUUCGGCUCCCCCCACCCCGGAAGUUAACAAUUGGUGUGAAUGGUAGUUAUAUGCAACUUCUUCCUCAGUGUUUAUUUAAGUCAACCUUUUUUGGUUUUUGAAAAUAUACCUGAAAGUUCAACUGAUCUUGGCACCAAAGUUAUCUGUUAGCAAAUUGCCUGUUUGGAUCUUGGGGUGCAGUUCAUUUCAUCCGGUAACUUGUUGUCUGUAAUAUAUACAUUUGCACUUUUAGCUAAUCCAUGCUAUAAGCUGAAAGGGCAACAUAUCAGUUUCAAUGUUUCAAUAAACCCCUUAACAUUUUGGAAUUUUCUUAGCAUCAAACUAAAUGAUUGGAUCUCAUGACACCCCCCUUUUUUUUUCUUAAAUCAGUUGAAGGACCUGAAGGAAUCAGAGCUACAUCAUUUGGCGCUGAGCGGGGGGUAAUUUUUAACUCUUUCCCUGUGCAACAUUUUUCUUACUGUACCCAAAAACCCUGAAGCAGGGAAAACACAAGUAUGUUGUCUCCCCCCCCCCCCAGCCACUUCCAUGGCUAAUUGGAGCUUUAGGAGGGGGGAAUUUAAAUGGGGAAAUGGCACCUUCUAAAGUUUCAAUUUCCACAUCUUCCAGUACAGUGGUCCUGAUUCAAAUAAGAAGAAUAAGAAGAGUUUGGAUUUGAUAUCCCGCUUUAUCACUACCCUAAGGAGUCUUAAAGCGGCUAACAAUCUCCUUUCCCUUCCUCCCCCCACAACAAACACUCUGUGAGGUGAGUGGGGCUGAGAGACUUCAAAGAAGUGUGACUGGCCCAAGGUCACCCAGCAGCUGCAUGUGGAGGAGCAGGGAAUCGAACCCGGUUCACCAGAUUACGAGUCCACUGCUCUUAACCACUACACCACACUGGCUCACGUCUCCCCAUGACUGCUUUGAGGGAAAAGAUGUCCCAUGUCCUUUUAAAUUGAUUAUUUUAUUUUCAAAAGUUAUAUCCCACCCUUUAAGACCCCAGGGUGGCAUACAAUAAACAAUAAAACCAUCGGCAACAAUUUCAUGAAAUCGGCCUUUGAGUUUCAUUCAUAAAUCUCAGCUAUUUCUAAUGGUCACUUCCGCUUAUAACUGGUUUUCUUAUUUGUGAUUGUCCCCUAUGCAGUGUAUGCACUAGUGCAAGGAGCCCCCAGCAAGCCUUCAAUCAUUGGCCAAUUUGUAGUGUACUAUGUAGCUGCUGGUUUGCUCAGAUUCUUGGAAAUAAUAUAAUUGGACCGUUAACUAGCAGGGCACUUAGGCAGGAAUGUGUAGUUGGGAUUCUAUGGCAUAAAGUAUGUCUAUUGCAAAGCUUUCCAAACUUUUUAUGUUGGUGACGUGCUUUUUAGACAUGCAUCAUUUCUCGACACAGUAUUUCAGUUUUACUAACCCACUGGAGGUUAAACUAACCCCUUGUUUCAUCUGCUUGAUAAUUUCUGUUUGCACAACAGAUCUCCUGCCCCCUUCUCCCUGGGUGUCCCCUGUACCGUACCCAAAUCUGCUCUGGAAAGUUAGGGGAGCCCUCAGAAUAGAUUUAGGGGCAUGUAGAGGGAGGAAAGUUCUACUGUGCAAGUUGAAAUCCUUGCGCUGACAGAACAAGUUAGCUGAAUACCCUUGUUCUGCAGAUUAAGCAUAUAUUUCUCCACUACUAGAAAAGGAAAAAAAGAAAAGUAGACUGUGUAGGUCUGAAGUCACCUACUCUGACCUUAAAUAUUCAGGAUAACUCUCUUCUCCUUCAAGUGGAAUCCAUUCCUCCUCCAUGUGUGUAUGGCAGAAAGAAAAGAGAGGAACCCUGGUUUUGCCUUCGUCUUUUUCUUUUCGUUCACUUUUGCUACUUUUAUUGUUUAUACAAAAAGGUAGAUGAGGUGUAUUGCAGGAUAACUAAUCUCUGUGAUAAUAACUGUCGAGUGAUAGCAGGAUUUUUAUUGAUUAAUCCAUUGGCUUUUAAAUUAUAAAGAUGUAAAUAACAUAUUUCAUGUUACUGAAACUUUAAAACAGGUGCCUUUUUGAUAUAUUGAAGGAAGAGUAAAAUAGAUGUUUGUUAACUUCAUUGUAUUAAUUUAAUAAUCACUCAUUGCUAAAAGGAAAGGCCACCAUUAAAAUCUGUCAUUUCCAUUCCUUCUUGCACUAAAGCAAAUAAUUCAAGCAGUCUAAAAACAAACAAAUAACUGUGUCCUUAAUUUUGAUAUCUUAAAAUUUGCCCUCAACUAAAGCUGAUUAGUUAUUUAAGCUAAUAAAAUUUUGCUGCCCUCGUAGUUUGCAAUUUUAAGUAUGUGAAUAUAAUGAUAAACUGGGGUCCUGGCUGGAGUGCUGUGCACAGUCCAACUUUAAUCUUAUUUAGAGUGCAGUCCUGUAAGCACCUGCUCAGAAGGAAGCCCUACUGAGUUCAGUGGGACUUACUUCUAGGGAAAUGCCUACAGCAGUGGUUUUCAACCAGUGUGCCAUGGCACCCUGGGGCAUUUUGAAUGAUGGUCAGGGGUGCCACAGGCAACACUGGUCUUUGUCCCUCUUUCCUUCCCUCCCUCCUCUGAUGCCCUCUCUCAUCAAUGCCUUCCAAAGACUUGUGUGGCUCUUCGUUGCAGCAGCCCUGGCUUCAAGCUCCCCAGGUGAAUGGUGCCUCUGGGCUGGCCAGGGGAGAGAAGAGGAGAGGAGGCUGAGGGAACACUCUACAAGGGAGGGUGUCCGAAAAGUGGUGAGGGGCUGCUGGCUCUGAAGGCAAGGGGUGAUAUAAUUGGGUUCUGAGGCUCGGAGCGCGUUUCCCCACAGGGAGCCGUGGACUCAAAAAGGUUGAAACCCUCUGGCCUAUAGGAUUGUAGCCUUAGCAUUGUGCUAAGGUGUUUCAGUAUUCUUGUGUAUUAGGGAAAUGAAAGAGAAGAAAUUAGGUUUUGGUUUGUUUACAGAAUCCUUGGUGCUCUUCACACAUUUUUUCCCCCUAACUAAUAUAGUACUUACCUUCCUAAGUACUAAUACAGUACUUAUUUUCCUGUAUCACUUCUUUUCCCAAAGAUUUCCCUGAAGAAGCAGCUACUCUUCAUGGCCAAAGAGCUGGCGCUGUGUGCGUUGAAUACAAAUUCAUCCAUGUUCAGUGUAAUUUUUCUUGCGGUUGUCUCUACCCUAGAGAAGGGUCUUUAAUGAAUUACAUACAAAUUGUGUAAUUUAAGAAGUUAAUUUGGUUUUCUGGUUACGCAGGCCUAACAACAGCCCUUGUAGAAAGAGAUGAUUUCUCAUCGGGGACCAGCAGCAGAAGCACUAAAUUGAUCCAUGGCGGAGUGAGAUAUCUUCAGACGGCCAUCAUGAAGUUGGAUUUUGACCAGGUAAUUGUUUUAUGGUGGUGGCUGUAAAGCAAAGACCUGUCUAGCUGAUUUCCCUCCUCCUCUUCUAAUUAAAUUUGUUCUCACAUUUAUGGUUUUUAAUAUACCUCAGGUUUUGAAUACAUUCUUCUGUCGCUUGCCACAGACAUUAGGCAAAGCAUUCUGUAUGCAGGGUGGAUUCAGAGAAAAGAUGGCAGCACUUAAUAUCUAAUUUAUGACAAAUCUAAAUGGGACUAUUUCCCUUAAAACACGGGGAAACCAAAGUAUACAUUUUAAAAAAUGCAUUUUUGGUGGUCUUUGUAGAGUUUACAGUAACCUCCAGUCAGAAUCUGAAGACAAACGGAGACAUUUACACACUGAGAUUUCUACAAUGAAAAACAAUAUAUUGGUGUAAAAUCUCAAUAUGAAUGAAACAUAUUUUGGGGGGGGCUUUUGUAACUGUAGUAAACCUGUCUUUACAAGCAGAGAACACAGCUGGAAUUGAGGAGCUGGGGAAGAAAUACAUGGGGGCGGGGUGGAGGUGAGAAAAUCAUCAUCAUCAUCAUCAUCAUAUUAAACUCCAGCAACAAACUUUUAGAAUUAUCUACAGUAAAAUUCAGGUCCCUCGGCCCAGCCCAUAGUUCACAGUGCAUUUGAAAUGAGUGUCUAGUAUUCCUGGAACUGAUGGUACAUUUAGAAUCCUUCUUCUCAUCAGAGUAGCUUUCUGCAUGCAAGAAAUGUUUUGACAGGUUUGUGUAAUCUAAGAAAUAAUUCAUCUUCUGCAUUUUGAAGUGCUACAGUCUUAGGAAGUAUGUACAUUUAGGUUCUCACAGACUAUGCAGAUCAAAGCACGGUGCUUACUUUGCCGAUUUUAAAUAAUUGCAUCUUGAUUACUUUGGUAGGAUUGUAAAGGGGCAGAGAAAAGGUUCUAAGGCCUUCAUGAUUGGAACUAUAGACACGGUGCAUUGAUUUGUUUCAGGGGAAUCAGUUGAUGUGCGGCACAUCUAAUCCCCUUUGGCCUAUCUGUGCAAUGGGCUCUAUCCUGCAUGCUUCCUAUACCCAUCUGUAUGGCUGACAGCGAUCACUGAGGGAUCAAUAUGUGUUAUAAUUCCACGAUUCAUGCUUGCCAUUGGGGUGUGUGUCUAAAGGGGUAUCUUCACAACAGAAUAGGUGUUGUGUAGCUAAAGCAGACGGCGACAGAGGAGUUAGCUGAGAACCCUCAGUUCCUCGGUGGGUGUCGUGUCCAAAAACAGGAAGCCACAAGACAUCACAUUUUGUGCUGCUCAUCGGUGCGCCCCUAUCAUUCAAGUCAGGGAUCACCAGCCAGCAGUCUGAAACUACUUUUUUGGUGCUGAUCGUCCCUACCAAAUUGUCAUCAGUGGGUAGUAAAAAAUGUUUGAUCAGUUUUUCCUGUGCAGAAAUGAAUCCACAUGUGUAUUUGGCUGCCAGUUUGCCCCUUAAGGGCAUCUGUCAGGAGGUAUUCUCAGACUGCCUACCCACCCUAAUUGACAUGCACCUACCAUCUGACUGCACAUGCUCCAUAUCUGUGAAGUUCUUGCUGUUUGCCAACUUUAUUUAUAGAACCUGAGCAUCUGUAAGGAGAGGUCAGAUUGCUCCUUUCCUGAAGAAUCAGGUGGCUGCUAUCUUUUGAUACAUAUGCUAGGGUUAAGGUCAGUGGUGUAGCAUGGGUACAGACAGGCCUCAAGCUUGGGACAAGCGUAUACUAUGCUUCCCUGUCAAAAUGGGGAUUGACAGAUUUUAAUUUUAAGCACCUCGUCAUUGAUUUGUUUGAGCUAUAUGCUUUUGAGCACAGGAAACUAAAAGACACUUCCUUCUGGCAUCUCGUUUUCAGUGCCAAUAAUGUUUUUAGGUCCUCUAUAUUAUCACACAAGAAUGCGGGUUGCACUGUAGGUUAAACCACAGAGCCUAGGGCUUGCUGUCAGAAGGUCAGUGGUUCAAAUCCCCGCGAUGGGGUGAGCUCCCGUUGCUCGGUCCCUGCUCCUGCCAACCCAGCAGUUCAAAAGCACGAAGUGCAAGUUAGAUAAGUAGGUACCGCUCCGGCGGGAAGGUAAAACGGCGUUUCCGUGUGCUGCUCUGGUUCGCCAGAAGUGGCUUAGUCAUGCUGGCCACAUGACCCAGAAGCUGUACGCCGGCUCCCUUGGUCAGGGGUCCCUUUACCUUUACCUUAUAUCACCACACAGCGUAUGAUAAUCGUUGAUAGGUUUCCUUGUUGGGGUAGCUGGGAACACUUGGGUGACAUAUCUUGCUCUUUACACCCCAGAGAAAGAUUUUCGUAAUUUUGUCUCAGGUAUUCUAGAUUUUGACAGAUUGCAAGUUCAGAAUGCAAAGAAGGGCUCUCCCUACAGUAUAACAUUGGUUUGCUGAAUCAUUGCUGUUUUAUUUUUAUUUUUUAAUUUCCCCCCACAAUUUUUACACCAAUAUUCCAUGUCACAUUUUUACUAUUUAACUUAGAUCAUCAGACCUCCCUCCCUCCCUUCAUGGGUUUCUACUUUAAUAAGAAUUGACUGCAUAUUUUUGUAUUACCAACUCCUGAUUAUUCAAAAAUGAAAGAAAAAGCAUAUAAUAAACAUUUCACAUUAUAAGCUCUUCACAUUCCUGCCAGUAAUUUUAAGUGUUUACAGUGGUCUUUUAGAUAAUAUAAAAAUUUAUUCCAAUCUUUUUCAAAUACUUGAUCUUCAUGGUUUCUGAUGUUUGCUGUCAAUUUCACUAUCUCUGCAUAAUCGAUCAGUUUCGUCUGCCAUUCUUCUUUCGAAGGUAAUUCUUGCUGAAUCAUUGCUGCUAAUUUGCUCGCCUGCUUCGGUAAUAUCUCUCUGAAUACAUCUGCAAACUACUACAUUGUGUUAAGGGAGUAAGCCCUUUCGGGACACAAACAACAGGGGGAAUUAGCUUAAAUGUUUGAUUAUAUUGUAGCCCAUCCUGGAGCCUUUUUUCCAGUUUGCUAGAUCCUUACUAGUUUACGUUCCUAGAGAAAAUGUAGUCUUUUGAGCUAAGGUGCUUGUGAGAGGGUAGACAGAAUUGCUGUGGAAGAAUGCUCUCUGGCAACAUAAUCAAGAAUGUAUUCUGUGUUGUUAUUUUUUUAGUACAGAAUGGUGAAAGAAGCCCUGCAUGAACGUGCCAACCUGCUUGAGAUCGCACCUCAUUUAUCUUCUCCUCUGCCUAUAAUGCUUCCUGUUUACAAGUAAGUCACUUGAUGUUUGUUCUGAAUUUGCUUCAUUUAGGGUGGUUGUUCAAUCUGGGUCACUGGGAAUGAAUUAUAACAUGUUUCCCCCUUAAUUAUGUUCUUCAGUUUGUGACAGGCUUGCAUCCUUGAUUGUGGAGGUAAAAAUUUCACCAUUGCAGUUGCGGAUGUCUCGCCUUUUGAGAAUACAAAUUCCAGAGGGAAGCUUUUUAAAAGGACCUUUGUCCAAUUUUGCAGGACAGAGGGGCUGGAGAUGUCACUGGGGACAUCCUCUCAGUCAGAGGAAGGUGGAAGGGGCCAUUAAGUCUGAGAGGGACAUGAGAGGGGAUGCUAAAACACUGUUCCUGAAUUGAGCAGCUGGUGUUCUUCUUCAUGUCUUACUUUGGCUCUUGCAAGGGGACCAAGUUUGGGGCCAUGGUGUGAGGCUGAAAGAAUAGUGAGUUGCCUAAGGCCACCUAAUAAGUGUGUGAUUCAUGUGAGAGUUGGAGUGGAUAUAUUCUGGUUUGUAAUUCACAGUCUUGAUUUUUUUAAAAAAACCAUCCACCUUACAGAAGUUCAAGGUGGUUCAGAAUAAGGACCAUAAAAUGCAAUAAAACAAUCACAAAACCAAACAGAGCAGCAGCCCAAGAAAUAAAAUGUCUUGCAGUGUCCUCACGCAGUGUUUUGUCCUUGUACCAACCCUCUUAAGAUACGUUAGGCUUCAGAAUUGACCUGUAGAAGUUACACACUUCGCUUCAUGGAAGUGGAGAGACGAGAAUGGGACUUCUCCCACACACAUCAAACCCACUCUGGUUCUUUUGACUCUUCAGAAAUAUAGUUGUGGUUUGCAGUAUCACUUCUGAAAGACUAUGCAGUAGAAACCAGGCAUGUGAAAUGGUCUCCUUGAUUUAUCUCCCUCCCUCUGUCUCUUCUCAUAGGUGGUGGCAGCUGCCGUACUACUGGGUGGGAAUUAAACUCUAUGACCUUGUAGCAGGAAGCCAGUGUCUGAAAAGCAGCUACGUACUUAGCAAAUCAAAAGCCCUGGAACUCUUUCCUAUGUUGCGGAAGGACAAACUCGUAGGUGCCAUUGUCUACUAUGAUGGUAUGUUCUCUUAACUACCUAACAGCUUUUAUUUAUUUUUUAAAAAACUGAAACAUUAGUCUGAAACAGAGACCGUUGCUUCUUCAUCAAUCAGUUUGCUUGCUUGAUUCACUUGUGUGGAGCUAGUUCCUGUGCAGCUACUCUUCAGCAGCAUGCCUUCUUCUAGGUUGAGUUAUGGGUGGUUGAUGGCCCUUCAUCAUCCACUAGGAAGUGUGCCAAGGGAUUGGACCAAAUGGCUCUUCUAAUGUAUUUCAUUUCUGUGAUUCCAGGGCAUGUUCAUAUGUACAUGUUCUUAACUCAUAGACAGAUAUACUUUAUAUGUUUAUAACUGACAUCUGUGGGUGAUGGGGCCACCACAGAUCUAAUAUUUCCUGUCAGAACUUUCCAUAUCUUCCAGCGUCAACUCAAAUGCAUUUAAGUGCAUGCAUAUAUGAACCAGCCCUGUGAUUCUAAUGAAAAGAGGACAGUAUAUGUCGCAUAUCUGCCGUCUGUAGAGUAAACUUGUGCUUUUUGAGUUUUGUGGCUCUCCAAGUCUGCUCCCCUGUAAGUGGGCUUCUUUGUGUUUCCAUCCACAAAGCCUCCGCAUCUGCUUUAGGUUUUGGAAAGAUGUUUGUUCGCUAUGCAUUUGGACACUUCUUUACAAUAUUGUGAUUGCAUUUUGUAUGAUGGUGCCUGAGGUGAAGGGACAGGUUUCCAUUUGUUUGGAAACAUUUGGACACCAUUUUGAGUCAAUAUGGCAGACCGAACCUUUCAAAAACUGCAGUGAUUUUAACCCCUGCACCAAUUUGUAGGUUUGUCAGAAUUCCUGAGCGACGCCACGUGUGAGGGCACCAGUAGUAAAUGUGUGGCAGUUAUGGUAGACGUGUCAGCCCAACAGUCAGGAUCAAGGAGGUGCGGUUAGCCAGCCGCCAGUGAGUUUCUUGAGCAAAGAACUCUUCAGUAGCUUCUUUCACUAAACUUGGAUGACUCUUCAAGAGCAUCCCAUCUGCAUUUUUGGGCACAAAAUGAAAUGUUACAUGCACAUUGAAUUGGAGUUGAACCUGCAUACAUUUUAAUAAAGCGAUGGGGGGAAGCAGCCUCUACCAAAUGUGUUCAGAGAUUACUAAAAGCCAAGAAAUUCAGUUUGUGAUGUUGGAAUGCAACUAUUUCCACAGCAGGGUGCCCACAUAACUACUUUCUUAUAGCUCUCUGCCAUUCCUAUGUACUAAAGGCCAUCCUCGACUGUGAAUUUCUUGUCUUUGUAAGACCCACAAAAUGCUUUUUGCUAUCAGUUUUUCCUCACUGGGUGUUUUAUGGGAACUUCCCCACCCCCCGCCACACUGUUAGGGGCAAGAGUGUAUAACCUUGCAUUUUCUUUCUUUUAAAAAGCCCCUCAUGUAGCCAGCAAGCCAUCUUUGCACUAGCAGGAUGUCUCUCCGAAUGUUCAUGAAUAAGAUGCGCACACAUUGAAGCACGAAGGCUGCCUGAUGCUUCACUAUGCAGCCAGAUCCCACUCUCCACAAAUCUGGUGCUGUCUUGCCAGCCCCCUUUUGGGAAGCUUUGCAAUGGCACAUUAAAUGUGGGAUGAGCUGUGAUUUGGCUGCGUAGUGAAACAGUCAUACAAUGGCUUCAUUGUGGACUGAGCGGAAAUGCAAAUUGGGUCAAUCUGUGCUUCUCCAUCUGACUUGAGUUAUCCCAAGUCUGCAUCCUAAACUGUAGAGUAGUUCUGUAACAGAUACUAUCAAUUUUCAGUGAGAAGCAUUGCAGCAUCAGUAAUCUGAAAUAAGCAGUGAUGGUUCUUGGUUUGUUCUGUUUAAGAGUACCAACCUUUCCCUUGCUUAUCUCUUUCUUACCAGAAAGAACUUGAAUUAAGAGCAGUCUCCUUUCCUUUUGGGCACUUCAAUUUUUCUCUUUCCCUAUGAAAGAGUUAAGGAAAUGGUGGGGGCUCACAGCAUGAAUUCGAAACUUGAACACUAAUUUUCUCUUAACUAAAAUAGCCUGUGCCAAAUCUCAUUUUAUAAACAAGGAGUCUGAAAUGCUUAUAAAAGUAUGAGUCUCUUAAGCCACAAGAACAGCAUUGGCUGCUGUGUGCUUUUUGUUUGGGCAGUCAGAGAUCUAGUAAGAUUGUUGACAUGUCAAUAAUGAGGAAGCAAAAUCCAUUUUGAGGCUAGUUUUUUCAUCAAAUGGUUUGAAGCUCAGUUUGGUUGGUGAGUUGAAGUGAUUUACAAGCAGAGCAGAGAUCUAGUAUUGCAUCUCUGUGUGUUUUCAUAGCAAUUGUCUGAUAUUACUUAACUAUAGAAACUGGGAAGUUAAUUUUUUUUUUUAGGAUUUGAUUGCUCGUUAAGAGCAAGAUAACCUCUAAUAUUGGGCAGGGGGCAUUAGCUCAAUGGUAAUGAGAGAUGCUUUGUCCACAAAGAGUCCCUUGGCAUCUUUGGUUAAACGAACCUUAAAUAGUAGGCCUAGAAAAUCCUGCUCUUUGUUUGGUUUUAUAAUACUUCAGUCUGACUUUUGGCCUGAUUUUGUUUCCUGGAUGGAUGACUUGCACUGGGCAUCUCCUGGACCACUCAGCAUCUUAUCAAUAUCAUUAGGAGGUGGCUGUGGUCCUCUCUGAUGGGAUAAAUAGACCAAACAGUGCUGAAAGACUUCUGUUCCAUUUUCAUGGCCACUACUAGCCUUUGUGGCACCUCAAAAGUCCAAAUCAUCCACCAUACUCUUUAAUAUCUACAAAAAAUUGCUAGAAUAAGUCAUUUAGAGAUUUGAACGGAAAUGUUGUCAGUAUGCAGGCGACACUCAGUUCUUCCUCUUGUUCCAGCUGCUAGAUACAUAGAGGCUGUGGAAACCCUGAACAGAUGUCUGGUGGCAGUUUUGGGAUAGAUGAGGGCAAGCAAGCUGUUGCUCCUUCCCCUAAAAGACCAGGUUUUGCAACUGGCUGGCUUGCCAAAUGUGAUUCUUUUUUAGAGAAAGCAUGCACUGCCUCAUAUCUUAGUAAGCCAACAUUGAACCACAGUUCCAGAUUUAGGAGGAGCCAGGAUCAAAGUGCUGAAGGCAGGGGAGCAGAGGAGAGAAAGGAAGGAGUGUGCUUGGUCCAUGCAUGUUCUGGCCUUUGUAAACCAUGCUUGGAUUUUCUGAAUUUCUGCCUUGUCUGCUGAACUGGUUGAAUGCUGUCGAUGCCCACGUUCCUAUAAGCUACAUGUGCAGCACAUGGCUGCUGUUCAUAUGAAUCUAGCCACUCCCACACUCACCCUGACCAGCAAAAAAGACUGUCCAGAUAUUGAUAGUUGUUACUCUCCUGCACAGUGUGUGGGAGCUUGGCUCUGGAAUUUGUUGAUCAUCUAUGCCUGGACUGUUGCCUCAGGAGGGAAUAACUUCCUGAAUCCUGAUUAGUGUGAACCAAGAAUUAGCUGCUUAUCAGUGGGGUAGCAGCAACUGGUAGGAAUCUAUGCCUUCCUGCUUUGAUGCCCUUUUUUUUUUGACCCUCGCUCUACCACCCUUGGUCUAUUCCUGUUUCCUCUUUCUGUUUGUCUCAGCUCCCUGUUUACUGCAUCCCUCUCUUCUGAUCUACCUUCUGCUUUCAGUUGCCUUCUGUAAACCUGGACCAUGAGUGUAUUUCCCAAAGUUUACUACAGUGGUACCUCAGGUUACAUACGCUUCAGGUUACAUACUCCGCAAACCCAGAAAUAGUGCUUCAGGUUAAGAACUUUGCUUCAGGAUGAGAACAGAAAUUGUGCUCCGGCGGCGCGGCAGCAGCAGGAGCCCCCAUUAGCUAAAGUGGUGCUUCAGGUUAAGAACAGUUUCAGGUUAAGUACGGACCUCUGGAACGAAUUAAGUACUUAACCUGAGGUACCACUGUAUUAACAUUCAGAAGAGGGGUGGGGACUCUCUAUCUGGCCUCUGGUACUACACCUCACCAGUUUGGGUCUGUGACCCUCCUUUUUUUUUUUUGCAUGGCUGCAAUGUUUCUGCUGUAGACAUUGGUUUCUUCAUGAACUUUCACCUCUGGCCUCACCCACCCACAGGCAUCGAACUUUGGGUGAGGAGUCAGUCAAAGAAAUGGAAGAAAUUUCUUCAGGUCCCUUCUCCUGGGCUGAAAAUGCUAAGACCAAAAUUGCAGGAUUGCUCUGUGGGUGGCCAGCCAUCCCUUCCCCCCACAGCCUGGCUUGUGAGCAUAGGAAGCGGGACACACAAAUUGUUUGUGAUGCGUGCAAAUUGCCACAGCCGUGGGUUGAGUGUGGCGUGCUAAGUGAUUCAGCAAACUUAUUGGCUCUAUGCCCAGGCGGAAGCAAGAAAUAAAAGAAACCACUUUUUACUAAAAACACACACCACUUUGGAUUUUAGCUAUCCUGGAAGGUUUUGCCGAAGAUAAAAGAAGAUUAUUUUAAAUAAAAAAUAAAGGUCAUGCAAACUCUGUUUGCCCAUUGGUUAUGCUGGGACAGCGGAAGGCCAUUGUGCUAGCCUUCUCCAAACCUGAUAGCUGCGUUUAGCAUGCCCCAGCCACGUUAUCAUGAUUUGGUACUGAGAACUAGGCACUCGCUCAAAUAAAAUGUGGAAUUUUAGAAAGUGCCAAUGAAGUAGCAGCUCGUGCCUUUGUAAAAAAAGUGUUUGGUAACCAGCUUCCUUGGAGGGUUGCUUUGAGAGUGAAGUUAGGAGAGGGCCAAGGCCCUGACUGCUUCCCACAGCCUUAUAUUACCUGGUGUCAUAGAAUUGUACAGAUGGAAGGAACCCUAAGGACCAUCUAGUCCAGCGGUUCUCAACCUGUGGGUCCCCAGAUAUUGUUGGACUACAACUCCCAUCAUCCCUGAGCUCUGGCCUUGCUAGCUAGGGGUGAUGGGAGUUGUAGUCCAACAACAUCUGGGGACCCGCAGGUUGAGAAAGGCUGUUCUAGUCCAAUGCUGCGGUCCCAUACGGGGUUCGAACUUGCAACCUUGACACUAUCAGCAUCAUGCUGUAUCCAGGUGAGCUAUCCAAGCUGGUUUCUGAUACUGUUGCUGCAGAUCACACUCCACAGUCUCUCUUGGCCCUCGAUGGCCAACUAGGGAAUCUGCAGGGGGCUAGAUUUGGCCCAGAGGCCUUCAGUUUCUGAUUACCUGAGCGUGGACCCUUCCAGUCUUUAUAUGGUGAUGGGACACCUUUGUGCCUCCUCUGUAUUCUCUUCCAUCUGUUCCAGCUUCUUAGACGUUAUAAGACAUAAGUUAUAAUUUGUGUUGUUAGUAGCAUCUACUGGCUGCAAAGAGAAGUGCCUCGCAGCAGCUAUUGUCCCCUUCUUUUACAUUGGGUAGAUUCAGGCCACUAAAGGGUUUAUUCUCCCCCCCCCUCGCCCCCGGCCAGAUCAUUUGCUCAAACCCUUUUAUGCCUGCCUUUAAAAAACGAACUUAAAUGCAAAAUUGGGUACCAGCUCUCCAUUCCUUCCUCUCCCCCUCUUAAUUCCCUAAUUAUUUAUCAAACCAGUGACCUGCCAAGUAUUUCAUUUUCUACCAUAUAUUCUCGCUUUGUAGGCUGUUGUUGCUCUAGCCUUCUUUAAUUGCAUUUUAAAUUUGUUUAUACAGGCAACAAUAACAAAAAAAAAGCUACAUUAUAAAUGUUGGAUGUACCAGCAGCAGCAAAUCGCAGACUUUACCAGGGGCUAUUCUUGGUCUGUAGAAGCAUCAGGAAACCUAAGCAUAUGUUGGAUGUUAGCCUGGGUGUACACAAUGUGUCCUAUUUAUUCAAGGUUUCCUUUGAAGCUGCAACUUACAAGUUUGUUUCUUAGGGGUACAUGUCAGACUUCAUUUAGCAUUUGUUGGUAUUCAGAUACUGCUGAAUAGCAAAAAGGCAACAUUUUGGGGGAGGAAUGUGGCUGCUAUCUGAGCAGUGAUCUGUCAGUUUCAUUUAUGUAGCUCAAGGAAAAUUAGUAAAGAGGCACUAUGGAAAAACCAACACUGAGAUUUCUAGAGGAAUUUCUAAGCGGUUUCUUUUUUGAAGCAGAGAGAAUUUGAUUUCAAUGUUUUGAAGCUGUAACGUGGGAUGCUAGGGAAACAAUGUACAACUUGGUUAUUAGAAAUAAAAAUUACCUCUUAAAAAAAUAAAAACUAAGCGUUCACACAAAGCAUUUGCUGAUUUAAAUGGCAAGGGUCUUGCUUAGAUACUUGAUUAUGCUUCUAUUAAAAGACUCCCUUUAAAGAUUCUAGUUGAAGCAUAGGCAUGUUUGAAGACAUUAAUUUUAGACAAUAUGUAUAUAACAUCUUUUAAAAUCUUGGGAACAUUUUGUAAACAGUUCUAAUUUGCUAUACUAAGGCUGCAAUCCUGUACACACUUACCAGGGAGUAAGUGCUAAAGAAACCAAUGGGGCUUACUUCUGAGUAGGCACACAUACAAACUGUUAUAUGUGCCUUUUAAGAAAUAAGUUCCUUUGGGUAAAUCCAGUGGUGUUUGUGUGCCAGCAGAACAGACUUCUUCUUUGGGGGGCGGGGAGAGGAAGAGAAAACACUGUUGCAUGAGAGGAUGCCCAUUCUGAUCACACACAGACACCAUUUUAUUUCAGCCAAUGCAACUUAUUAUUAUUAAUCCAUGAAUCACUUUCCAUGAGGCAUCCCAAAAUGAUUUACAAUUUAAUAUAAAAUAAAUAAAAACAGUUCAAACUCCUUUAGUAAGCUCUGCCCCGCACAUUCUUAAAGAAAUAAGAAUUAGAAGAAGCAUGUAUUUGAGACUUACGGGGUUUAAGAUAUACUAACAAAUAUGAAACAUUUGCAUGUAUCUGUUCAGAAUACGAGAAAGUUUCUUAAUUAUUGUCGGGGGGGUGAAUGGUCAUGUCACUUUUGAAAAGUGAGACUCUCGCUCAUUGUAAACCCUACAAGAUUUUUUUGAUUUUUUUUAAUGUAGGGGGACAAAAGCACCAAAAAAUCAAUGGAAAAAACCUGAAGAACAUUCAUUAAGCUGUCAGCAGUGGAAUAAGUACUUUCCCCCUUCUAGCCUCCUAUGGUUGUCUUUCCAGCGUGCGCUGAAUUAUGAAAAGUUACAGGUUUAUAAUUUUACUUUUGACUAAUUUAUAAUUUCGAGGCUAUCAAGGUAUAUAAUUGGGGGCGCACAGCUCAGUAGAGGACUUGCGCAGUUCUAAAACUUCAUACGCUUAAUUUCCAGCGUUUUUCUCAUUUGGAAACGAAAACAGUGUGACAAGCUGCCAUUGAAAAGGUUCCUUGAAGCACGCUCCUCACAAUGGAAAUAUAACAACCUCUUUGGCGGUGCAAAUCCACGGGUAGCAAGAAGCAGCAAACCGAGGGAACUGUUAUGGGUAGUUAAAGGCAGUGCCGAGACUUGGAAUUAUUUUGAAUAAUUCCUAUAAACUGGAACUCUUUAGGGGGAAACCUGCACUUACCUGCAGUGAGGAUGGCUGUAGAUGUGGAGAGAUGAUUUCCUGUUUGUGGCGGAAUAUAUGGGAAAUGAAGCAUUUACUGUUGGAUUGUGGCAUCUUUAUUUUUAAUUGAAGGGCUCUUACUACUGUGGUUUAAUGUAAAUAGUAUAUGGAAGAAGGAAGUCUAAAAUUUCAAGUAUCCUGAUGAAUUGCGGCUGAUAUUCUGCUUGGUGCAGAGUGUUAGGAGAUCCCCGUUCUUUGCAGUUGUUGUUUCCAGUACCUUUUUGUGGCAUUUCAUCCCUCAGAAGAAGAAUGAAGAUCAAUUUAAUUUAAUUUAAUUUAAUAAAGUGAACUUGAUGCCCCUCAAUCACGAAUGCCCUCAUAAACACCGUGUAGUCUCCCUUCCGUGUUUGAACUGCUUUUCUCUCUCUCAUCUUCUCCUUGCCCCCCAAAGUCACAGAGGGCAGCCACACAUAUAAACAUACCUACUGGACUCCUUGUUUUUAUUCCUAACAAAAGGCCGGCUCUACAUUCCAUAGCACCGCGGUUGCUGGAGGCGCCGUUCCCAAAAGCAUGCAGAUGAUAACUGCAUCUCCUGCUGUACCUGUAACAAUUUAAUUGUAUAAGUCAGCCCAGUCAAGCAUCCCCAGCACAUGACUGGGAGACAUGAAAUUCAUUGUCAUUAUUGUCCCUGUCAUUUUGGAUCAUUAUAUCCUGCUGUAGAAUUUUCCUCACUUCAGUGCUUUUUUUUUUCCUCCAGGAACCGGGGAUUAUGGCUGAGGUUGGGGUGGGGGCAGGACUGUGAACUACAUUUACCUCAGGGGAGCCACAGAUUAAAUUGGCUUUGCUCUCUGACUUGCUGGAUUCAUCUAUUUGUAUGCUGUGAGUUUAAGGUUGGAAAUUUAUGAGUACCUGAGUGAAUUUCCAUGGUCCUGGUUUUAUUUGGUUUAUGCAUUAUUAUUAUUAUUAUUAUUAUUAUUAUUAUUAUUAUUAUUAUUUUGGUGGAGAACUGAACAGUACUGCUUGCUCCUCUUCACAGGAAUCAAAAUGUGGGUUGGUUCUUCUUAACUCAUUUUAUCCUUAAAAGAUCCCACGUUAUUCUAUAGGAAAGUGACAUUAUUUGCACGUUACACCACAAAUACAUCUGUAUUCCCCAGCUUGUCAGGGCUUUUCAGAGGCAAGAUUCCAUUGAAGCAUGUAAUUUAUAUGUGUGUGUUUUAUGGGAACUUAAUGGUAGGCCAUUAGUUAAUAUGUAUCUUGUUCCAUAAUGUAGGCAUGGUGGUGUCAUGGAUACUGCUAAGAAAAGAAAAAUGCUCUUGUGGGAGGCAGAUUUUUUUUCUUUUUGGUGCAUGAAACUUUGAAAGACUCUUAGCUAUUUCCCGAAUUUUUUAAAAAAUACAAAUUGAAUAAAAGCCAGUUAGGUGACUUUGUUUUCUUUCUUCAUUGUGGUACAGGGAUAAAACUUGAUUGGGGUAGGGUAGGGUUGAAAUACUGCCUCAAGGCCCCCCACCCCCAAAUGCCCCUCUGGUUUGAUUUAUUACAUUUCUAGGUCACUUUUCAUUCAAAAGAACCUCAAAGCGGCUUACAAACAAUAAAUGGCAAUAACCUGAUGGAACAUAAUGGAACAUCACAAACGCAGUGUAAAUCAGGCACCCCCAAACUCGGCCCUCCAGCCAUUUUGGGACUACAACUCCCAUCAUCCCUAGCUAACAGGGCCAGCGGUCAGGGAAGAUGGGAAUUGUAGUCCAACAACAGCUGGAGGGCCGAGUUUGGGGAUGCCUGGCGUAAAUCAUAUAGAAUAAUUAACAAAUCACCACUGAAAACAAUUACCAAUCUAUAAAGCACUGUUAACGAAGCAAGAAAUAAAAAAUAAGCUAAAACAGCAGGAUUGGAGCAAAACUCCUAUGAUUUAGCAAAUCAAUACAGCGUUUAGAAUCUAUAAAACAAUAUUAGCAAUAUUAAGAAAAUAGCAGCCGAAAAAUAAACUCCGCACUGCUAAGUUCAUACACACGCUGUCCACACCCAUUGACUCAUAAUCUUUCACUCUGUUCAGCUCAUUGAGACCCAUAUACCCAUGGCAGCAUCUCCUAUCUGAAGGUUCCUUGGGCUGGAGGGUGGAGCAAGGCGGGUGGAAAAAGGCACUGCCCUACUGGCCACCCAGUGUCUCUCUUCCCUCUCUGCCUCCGCCAUGUGCCUGGCCAAGUGACUACAAUCAUCUUUGCCCCGAUGAGCAGAGUUGGGGUGGUAGCUGUAUCUGUAAGAGGCAGGAGUUCCCAUUGGUGGUAGGAACUGCUAUCUGCAACAGCUGCCUUUAAAGAGCCAGGUCUGGGUUCUGGAAGUGAGAAAUAAAAAGAAGGUGCUGGAAUGGUUUCACGUGUUGAUUGGAACUCCCCUUCCUCAAUCCCACCUUGCCUGGCCUGCAUUUUUGCCAGGCAUUCCAGUGGAAAUUAAGAUAUCUGAUCAUCCUGAUUUUAUAUGUAGCUUUUUUGUGUGGGAGAAUUCACCCUUAAGGAACAUGGCUGGCACUGGCCAGUACUAAUACAAAUAAAGUUGCUCUGAUGCGUAUUAGACCUAGUUGACCCAUAGUACAGAGGAAGUCAGUAUAAUAAAUGCUCCAGUUGUAUAUAAUCACUGUUCUCUCUUUUUGGUGUGGAACUGGCCCUUUCAUAUUUAAUAAAAACCCUGAUAGGGAGACCUGUUGUCAGGGACCCUAACUGAAGUGGCUACGAAGAAGGCCAAGACAUUAAAAUCUCAGGUGUUUAUUGAACUUUGAGCAGGAAAGGUUUUGCUGUUUGGGAUAAAAUCUCCCUUCCCCAUCACCUCAAAAACUGAUUGCAUUUAAUGGUUGCUACUUAUUUAAAGUUCAGUCCCCUGCCACAAGUUUAUUUUUGAGCAAUUGACGUUAUUUGACUGCACUUUUGAGGCUGCUGCUGUUCAUUUUGCUGUUAACAACCUAGCACGACAAGCACACACCAAUAACCUCCUUUGGUUGUCCAGAGCCUCCAUUGGUUUGUAGCUCCCUCACAUGCAUAUGUAGGUUUUUAAAGCUGUUGGUUGUCCAUAUGCUUUCCCUGUGAACUGCAAAUAACACCAGUGUAUGCACGGCCAUCACACUGCCACGUUAUGUAUGGAAUUGUCCUCAGUUUUUGGCGCCGCCAUGACUGGUUCUAUUUAAGUUGAUGUAUAAAUAUUUCUAUCACACUUAAGCGCUUUCAGUCUCUGCUGGCUAAAUUCAAUUACAGUGGACCCUCCGGAUAUAAAUUAAAUUCGUUCUGGGGGUCCGUCUGCAACCCAAAAAGUCCGUAGGUAGAGGUGCCGCUUCUGCACAUGCACGUGCGCGGCAUGCAGAACGCUUCUGUGCAUGCGUGCGCGGCGAAAUCAAGAAGUAUACACUUCCAGGUUUGCCGUGUUCAUAUCCCGAAAGUUAUGUAUCCAGAGCAGUACAUAACUAGAGGGUCCACUGUAUUGUUUUGUCAUUUCAGAUAUGUGCCAUUUUAUUUGGAAUUAGAUCUUCUGUAAUUGUAAUAAAUACAUACUCUGCUUAAGGUGUUUCCCCCCUUCUUUUUGUUGCUUCUUUUUCCUGCAGCGAACAAGGAUUCCUCAUUAUUUAUUUAGAAACUACCACAUGUCUCCAGUGAGUGAUGAAGUCACUCUGCUUCAUGAAGAGUAAUUCUGCAUCUUCCAUAUAUCUCUGACAUAUUACCUCCUGUCUCUUUUUAUACCCUUGGAUCAUAAUUCUGGUUUUAGUUGGUUUAGAUAAGGUCACGUAAGAGGAAGUAAUUUCCUUGAUGUCCUAUGAAGUGGGCAAUAGUUCAUAAAACUAUUGACUGGGCUGCACUUGAGCAAUUGUGAUAUGAGACGAGAUACGAAAAUAGCUAUUGACCAAUUCCAGUGGAAAGAAAAUGCUUGCGCCUGUGUGUGUGUGUGUUUGCGUUUGCGUUGUGUGUGUGAUGCAAACAUAAAAAUGCAACUUUUGUCCUCACUGAUGCUUCUCACAGAGAAUUAGAAAGCUGUGAUUUGGUAUGCAUGUAGGCUGACAGGCUGGUUGUUUGAAAAGUCUGCAAAUGUGAGAGUUUGCAUUGGAGAGAGCUGGGGGAGGUUUUGCAGCAGCCACAAAUUCAUGUCCGCUCUAGGCAAGCAGUUGGGUAGAAGAGGAUGGGACGUCUCUCCUCACAGUCUUCCAAAAUCUCCGAGUUGCAUCAGAAUAGAAUUUUAAUGGCAGCCGGGAUUGUAUCUCUAGUUGCAGAAUUCAAGCUGCAUUGUGCCUUUUCGUCUAUACCAGCCUUUGUCCACCUGAUGCCCUCUGGAUGCACUGACCUGCAGCUCCCAUCAGUCCCAGCCAGAAUGGCCAGGUGGGCAAAGAUUGGUCUGCAUGUGUGCAUAUGUGCGCACGCACAAACACACAAAAUUUAUAUAAAGAUUUCUCUACACACAGGAUGUGUUAAUUAUCCCUUGUUUAAUAAUGUGCGCUGACAUCGCCACAUUUGUCCAACAUUGUAGCAUGGCCACAGAAAGGCUGUCAAGACAUUUUUCAUUGUGACAUUUUAGCGUGCCUUCCCUAAACUGGCACUGACAACAUUUUGCUUUCAUUUUAACACUAUGCGUUUACUUACCCUGACACUGCAAUAAGAUGCCUUUGACAAGUUGAAGGCUGAUACAAAGGAAGUGGGGUAACAACAUAAUUAAAAGCCAACACCACCAAGUAAAUCCUAAUUCUGAUCUGCCCCUCGCAACUCGCCCCCCUCCCCAUGAAGAGAAAUUCAUUAUCUGGGAAGGCCUCUGGCAUUGCACUUCUAAGUGCCUGAGCAGCGAUUCACACCUGGUGUCAUGCUAGUCAUUCCUCUCUGACUAGAUACCACUAGAAUAUCAUUAUUUUUACCUUUGAUACAAACGAAGAUAAUACCUUUUUCAUUGGAUCAGUUUCCAGUUAUUAAAGCUUUCAAAGUACAUUGAAUUCCCCAUCAGCAAACCAAUAUCCCGUGCAUCCGUAGAAUACAUUUAAAGCCCUCUUAAAAUUGUGGCCCUGUGAAAAGUAUCCUAACAACCCUCAGCUCCCUUAACAAUUUACAGUUUGAUCAGUAAGAGCAUGAGGCUCUUGAUCUCAGGGUCGUGGGUUCGAAACCCACGUUAGGCAAAAUAAUCCUGGAUUGUAGGGGAUUGGACUAGAUAGCCCUUGUCAUCCCUUCCAACACUACAGUUCUAUGAUUCUUUUAUUAUUUGAGGGAAACCAUGACUGUGAACGUGCAUAGGAGUGCUUUUAAAUGUAUGGUGUGGAUCUGACCUAUGUUUUGUAUAAAGCUCUUUUCAUUUUACCAUAGAACUUGCCAAACUUCUCCAGUAGCAUGCUGGUUUUUGUUUUUGUAUUUUUGGGGGCAUGUUCACAUUUUGUCCCUCUUUUUCCAUGGAAGUCCACAGUUGAGGUUCCCAAAUCUUGUGAUGCUACUAGGCUAAAGCAGGAGCAGGAGGAUUGUCUGAGGUCUCCCUACUAGGCUAACAGGCGGAGACAUAAUUGACAAGUCAGUGACAGAAGAUUAGGGAAAUAAAAUGGUCCUGAGCUGUCUGUAGAACCACAUCUGCUGAGUGGCUAGCAAAAAGGCGAUGCUCCUCUUGACAGAGCCAAGACAUGCAUUCUUUCCUACAUUUAUGAGAGAUUGAAAAGGAACUAGUAACAGCCAAAGCUCCUUUUGCGAGACCAAUCUCUGUUGACUCUAAGGAAACUGGGAAAUUACAGAGUCUUAUAGGAGGGCGGAAAGGCUCUGUGGGUGUGCGAAUGUUGGGUUUCUUUUGUUUAGAACCAAAGGGGUGUGUGUGAAGCUGGGUUAGACAUUUGUGAAUUAUAUACAGAAGAACAUGAGCCGUGAUAGAAAGUGUUGCCUUCGUUGGUCAACGGAAUGCUGAUCUCAAGAAUUCCCAUUUACACUGUUUGGUCCCUUCUGCCUUACUAAGCUAUAAAAAAGCUAUACUAAGCUAGGACUCGGGGGGUUGCUGUACAUUUUAUCUUUUUAAUAGGUUCACUAUUCACUUUAUUCUGAUGAAUAUGUACCCUGUAAAUCUAUCUAUCUAUCUAUCUAUCUAUCUAUCUAUCUAUCUAGGCUGCUUCUGUCUUCAGCUGCUCCACUGUAAAUCUGCAAUGAGAUUUACAUCAUAAUCGCAGAUAGAAUUCAAUGCGGAAUCACACCAAGAUUGUCCUGAUGAUCCUGACUGAAAACUUACGUGAAUUGCAGCACCUGGUCAAUACACAGCGAAGGCUAAAAAUGGAGCUGGUUGGGAAGGAAGGUUGAAAGAGAAGCUACAGUUAACGUUGGCCACAAUUAUUAAGAGGUUCUCCCCCCCCACCUCCAAUGCAACCCUGUACUACUCGGCUCACAACAUUUUGCUGAGUCCUCCUGGAGAGGCUUUCUGGUGGGGGCGGUGCGGUUCCUGGAGGCUUCGGUGGGGAGGAUGAGGAAAUAAAGGUUCAUUGCGUAAUAUUGCAUUCUGCAUGUGCAGCGUUGGGUAGCGCACAAAGUUAUUUAAAGAGACAGCAUUUUAAUUUUUAAAAAUCGAAAUGGGUAUUUCCCCCCCCUUUAAAAAGUAUUCUUUUUCCUCCGUCCUGUUUUAUGUAAUUUCUCCCCCACAGAUGGCUUUUGUUUGUAUUGCCCAGUCACUUGCAAGCUUUUGUUCUGAAUGGUUUUGGGUUGUUCAGAUCUCUUUGGGACAAAUUAAGCCUUCUGUGCUGUGAUUUUUUGAUAUAAAAAAAUCUGUCCGAUCUGUCCUGAGAGGUGACAGAGCUAAAAGAAGAAGAAGAAAAAGGAGAGGUGAGGAGGGAGGACAUAGACAAGAGCAGCAGCUAGCAGAGGGUAGAGUGUUAAGUGGACAUGUGUUCAGGGCAAGUGCUGUGCUUUUACAAUUCCUGCUACUUUGCCUACAGGUUAGCGGCUGUAGGCUUGAAGACAGCUGACUCAGCUCUUUACUAUGAAAGAACACUGAAUUAUUUUGACAGCCCUGUUCUUUUAUUUGUAUAUCUUUCAGACCUGAUGGCAAUUUUAAAAAAAAGACUUUCUGAAUCCAAGAGUUAUUACUGAAAGCAAAACAAAAACAAAAUUGUCUGCAACCACAAAACAUUUAUCUUAGUCUUACCUACAAUCCCAUUGGUACACUAAAACUAUAUCUAUCUUUCUAUCUAUUCUAUCUACCUAUUCUAUCUCUCUAUCUUUCUGUAUUUUUAAAAAACAGACUCUUCUGCUUCUCUUCUCAGCUUGUCAUCUCCCAUAAUAUUUUGGUGCCAAUUAAUACUAAUGGACCAUUUGCUUAUUUUCUUGGUUGCAUGGUCUGUAUCUCCUUUCCGAAUAGCUCAGCAGGGAACUCAGGUACAGAAGCACCAUUUUAUUGUAUUAUGUUAUUUAUUUAAUAUUUAUAUGUGCUUCUCGUUAACAAAGCUUGCCUCCAACAGUGUACAAGGAUAAAAUUUAAAAUACAUUAAAGCAAAUUAAGUACAAAAAACCCCACAAAAAACAGAAUUGCAGAUGCCAAAGACAAUUGGUCAGUGCUGAUAGUUGGGGAAAGUCUGAGCAAACAGGGUGAGUUUUCAGUAAGAGUGGAAAGCACCCAAUAACCCAUUCCACCCAAAUUGCAGAAAAGGAGGGCAUUUCAGAGGGUAGGAGCCGCUAAGGAGAAGGCUAACUUUUGUCCUGCUACCAAAUGGGCAGGUUGCAGCACUAUCAGCAAGGUCUCUUGAGGAUCUCUGUGAUCUACUGAGUCUCUAUAGGGAAAGGUAGUCUUUCAGGAAACCAAGUUGCUCAGGGUAUACAUUAACAACAACACCUCUAAGGGAAUGGCUAGUGAAGUGUCUUCAAUUAGUCGACAUGAACAAAUUGAUUCAUGCAUUUGUUUUUAUAGGAGGAACGGUGUGUUUUAAAAAUCAGCAUUUGUUAAGAGGCGCACCUAUUUUGUGAAUUACUGUAUUGCAAAUUUUCAAAAAAAGGCAGACUUGAAAUUUUAAAAAAUUACAUAAAUUAUGGGUUUUUUUUGUUUUUUAUUUAAUGCAGCCUCAAAAGAAGCAGAGGGCUUUGUAGCUAAUAGUUCCUUCAACACAGGUGUGAUAUGUGCUCUGUCACCAGUCUGCUCAGUAUCCUAGCUGCCCAAUUGUGCAGUUUCUGAACUUAAGGGUUGUCCUGCAGAGGGAGCACAUUAUAGCCAAGCAUUGAAUAUUAAGGGGAACUGUGGGCUGGGUGAUGCCAUGGCUCCCCUAUCUUGUUCCCCUCUGAGAAGAGCUUGAAUUUGUAGCCACAUACUUUGAAUCUACAUAAUUUGGAUCUACAUAUUGAGGCUGCAACCUUAUGCAUGCUUACCUACAGUGAGUUCUACUUCCAAGUAAACAGCAGGACCAACUGUUAUAAGCCCUGUGCUUUUUAAACUUCCCUCAGGGAAUCCUUUCCACAGCGAACCACAUCUGUCAGGUUUAGGGCAGGCCCAACACUCUGAGGUUGCAGAUCAUCUAUUUCAAGAACAUUUAAAUACGGCUGUCAGUCAGGUAUACAUGGCAAAUAUCUAAACGCUUUUGCUGUCCUCUCUAACUGGCCAUCCUAUCUGUCUCUCUGGACAUGUCAGCAUUAUUAUGUAGCCUAAAAACAUAACCACAACAAAUGCUCCUGGAGUACAGUGCUGCUUUUAUUUAUUUAUUUUUCCUUCCUGUAUUUGUAGGCUUCCUUUCAGGGUUGUCCCUGGUAAGAGUUCUCAACACUUUAGGAAAAAUAGCAGUGAUUGAUGACAUUGCAAGUCAUAAAAUAAUUAAAGGAAUGGCUGAAGCCCCAUUAAUACAUCUGAAAAUCACCACGGCAGCAGAUAAAAACAGUAUUGACAGACAUAAAACAAGCGUAAAAGCAGGCAACAGCAACAAAACCCUCACACAAAAGACUAGUGACUGGAAAUCACCAGCAUAAAUCUCCCAUUAAAAGCAGUACAGAAUAAUAAGCAAAGCCUUCAGUGCCUGCUUAAAAGUAAACAUUGAUGGGCCCUACAUACCAACAUAGGAAGGGAAUUCCAUAGGCAUGGGGCCACCACUGAAAAUGCUCUGUCUCUUGUGCCCAUGUAUCUGUCAGUUAUUGGUAUCAAAACCACAUUCAGAACCUUGGGUGCCUGUUUUGGGCUUAUACUGUUUUGGCCUAUAAUGUUAAGAUACAUAUAUGUGUGCUGGCCUUCAUACCUUGAGGAAAAUCUUGUCUUCUGUGAUAGCAUCUUUUGCCCUUCCUGUACUGAAAUGGCACCCCAAGUUUUUCUGGUUGACAUGGCAGGGCAACUGCUUUACACAGAUAGCAGUGAACAAGAGAGAUGAAGGGGAGGAUGAAAAUUGCUUGGCCUCAACAACAGAGAGAAGCAUUGGCUAUUGUAAUACUUGGGCACUCGGCAUUCUUCAUGUGUGGGGACUUGGGGCAGUGUAUCACAUCACCUCAGCAUAGGGGUGGGGAACUGGAUCUGAGCCAGUGUGCAGGAUCCUUAUUUUCUCCACCCCUGCAGGCCAAGUUUGACAGGUGGGUGGGGCCCACUUCUGCCAUCCUGGUUUAACAUUAAGCUAGCUGAUAGUGCUUUCAGAGUCUCGCGCACAGCACUUUGCCAUCUCCAAUGCUGGAGCUUGCAAAGCGCUGUUGACAGAGCCUGCAAACCCCAACUGCUUCUUUAUCUGCCUUGCAUCUGGCGCCAUAUGUGAUGUUGCGUGUAGGACCGGCGGGCCUGGCCUGGCCAAAAGGCCUCAGGAGCCAAAUGGGGAGGCCUGGCAGGGCUGUUUAGGGCUGGAGGUUCCCCACCGCUGCCUCAAUGCAUAAAACCUGUGUUCUAAGCUUGUAUCUUUUAUUAUUAUUAUUUUUAUUGUUAAAAUAACUCAGCAUUAAUACACACAUAUUUCGAAUAUACAAACAUACAUUUCAUACAAUCCUUAAAAAUGUUCAAACAUACCUACACUCAACCCCACAGAUAAUUCCUUUUCCUGUCACCAUCUACCACCCCUCACCCCACCUUUGUGUUAGACUUCCAAUCUACUCAAUUGCAAUUUCUUUCCACUUCUAUUACUUUCUUUCACACACGUUUAACCUAAUUUCAUGCUUCUUUUUCUAUUACACAUUGUUAUCCAUCUUAUUUAGUAUUCCAGUAUUUAAAACGGAACUUGUUUAUUCUAAUAGGAGUUCUGAUUUUUCAAUAUGGUUUUGCAAGUAUCCUUUAAACACCUUCCAGUCCCUGUCUAUCUUCUCUUUUGAGAUCCUUCCAAUUUCUCCCAUUGUUUUGGAUAUAUUGUAGUACUCCAAUAAUUUGGCAAGCCACUCUAUUUUUGUCGGUAUAACACCACUUUUCCAGUUUUUGGCAAUCAAUAGCCUUGUGGCUACUGUUGUGUAUAAAUAUAAUGACUUGUCUUCUUCCUUUAGACUUCCUGGUACUAUUCCAAUAGAAAAACCUUCUGGUGUUUUCCUAAAUGAAUAUCUGAACAUUUUUUCCAUUUCGUUAUAUAUUGUUUCCCAAAAUUGUUUGAUGUUUAAACAAUUCCACCAUAUAUGUAUCUUAGCUUGUAUCAGAAGAAGUGCGCACAUGGCUGGUGGCGAUUUAAUGCCUUGUUAUGAUUGCCUUGGGAUUUGCGGCUUAACUGUUUCUGAGCAGAAUUCUCCCUGUCUCCCAGCAGAAACCCUUCCAUGCUCCCCCCCUUCUAUUUCCUUUUAACUGACUUGUCUUUCCAGAGGAGGAAACCGGUCUUUCCUCCUUCUGUCUGUCAACUUAAUCAUCCAUGAACAGAGAUAGAAGAGACCCCUGUCUGUAACAGGGCAGUGCUCCUAAGAGGAAAAGCUUCUGCAGAACCAGCUAGGGCUUUGCUGGCCAGCCAGACCUCUAGAGGGCACCAGUGAGAGGGGAAAGUAAACCACAAAUGUUGCUGAAAGCAGUUUUGCAGCUAUUGCCCCCAGAAUAGAUACUCCCGCAGAUUUGCCACCAGUAAUGAAUUUUCAGCUGCUACUUGGCCAGUUCUGUAGUGGACACCAUUCAGAGGAGAAAGGAAAAACACCAUGGGAAGGGUGUUUUAAGCCGCUGGCUGCACUCGGAAGCCUUGCAAGUUGUUGCAGGAGCGGGACUGUGAGCAACUUCAUGCGAUGCGUUUUUCUAGGACCAAGGUGAAACUGUAAAGCUCCCUUGUUAUUUUUGUUAUUGAGUGUUGUUUAAGUAAUCAUCUUAUAUUUAUAGUCAUGAAAUGUUACAAUUUUUGGCAAGUUAUUGUGCUGUUUUGCUAUGUUAUUAGGUAAUUAUUUUUGUACCAUUUGGUUUCAAAGUGUGUUGUUUUCUCUGUAGUAAGCCGCUGUUGCGGAAUACAAAUAAAAUGAAUGGAUGGAUUAUUAACUCCUUCAGUUAUUUGAUGCCAGAACUUCCUUGAAUUUUGGCGUGUGAGAGGGAUUCUUGGAGGAAUAAUGUAGGGUCAAGCUGGAGUUUGAAGAACAUCUGUAAGACUUAGGGCCUAGUUUUACCGGUCUCCUGGUUCUAUUCGGUGUGACUAGCAAAGAUUACAGCAUCCUUGAGGGAUGGAUCCACACAAUUCAUGUUUUCCCUGUGUGCCCUUCCAUGGCGAGACAUGGAUCAGGGUCAUUGUCUUUAUGCACUCUGCUAUGGUAUGGCUAUGCCAAAAUCACCCUUGAUUCUCGUAGCACUGCUGAAUUUGGGAUGGUUGGUAACUUUUGUUACAAUAACUUUUGUUUUAAUAAAUCUCGCUGAGCUUGACAGUUUGAAGAAAAGUCUUCUUAUGCCAGGAGAGGAGAGCAGGAUUCCUUGUUUGUAACCACAGUGAUCCAAAUGCCACAACAAUCCGAGCCAAAGACUAGUUAUGAAACGCAAAGGGGAUCCAAGCUAUGGGGUGAGGUGGGGAACCCCUUUGAUUUAUCCCUUUCCCAGUUGCAUCUGCUGUCUCUUUUGAGAAACCUUGCUGCCCUUUUACCUAAACAGAACCAUAGUAAGAAACCCACAAGACUCUUUAGUCCCUGAGCAUGUCUUGCUAUUUUUAAAAGCUGUAUUUCCAGUAAGUGGGUUACAGGUCCUUGUUAAAUAGCAUUUCACCAGUGAGAAUAUAACUGUAGUAGUUGCUGUAAUUUACCAUUGCUGAAAUGUCCUCCACCUAUUUUGGAAAUCCUUCUGUAUGUUAGAAGGCUUGUUUGUAGUUGUGUGUAUCUUUUGACUUUCAAACAACUAAAGAGCAGCUCUUCAUACAGAUUUCUAAUUGUUCAAAGCAGGCACCCCCACACUUGGCCCUCCAGAUGUUUUGGGACUACAACUCCCAUCAUCACUAGCUAACAGAACCAGUGAUCAGGGAUGAUGGGAAUUGUAGUCCCAAAACAUCUGGAGGGCCGAGUUUGAGGAUGCCUGGUUCAGAGGCUACACAUCCAAAGGGAGAAUUUUAGCCCUUUUAAAAAACAAAAUAAAACUUGCAUGCUACCAAUCUGCUUCUGGAUACUUUCUGCAUAACUUCAGCCUAUUCCAUUAAUUUAUCAUGUGGCCUAUUAACUCUCUUUCUUAGUGUUGGGGAGGUUGCCAUUUUUAUUUAAUUUAUUGAUCGUUUCUGAUCUUAAUCUGACUGUCUCCAGGCAGCUGAAGUGACAAGCAAUUUUUUUUAUAUAGUCAUGUAAUGGAAAAAUAUCAAAAUAAAAUCAAAACCUUCUGUUUUUUAAACAAAAGCUAUUGUUCCCAGCUCCCUUGAUUUUUUUGUAUGCUUUGGGGUUUUGUUUUCCCUAGGCCCUAUUUAGCUUGCUUAAGCUUCCCUCGGUGGACUUCUUCCACAUUGGAAUGAGAAGUUUUGAAGCUGUGUAACAGUUCUGGGAGCCAUUGAUCCUCCUUCUACGUUUUUGCCCUUUUGGUUUUCGAAACGGAUUGCUCGCAUAGCGGCUGGGUGUUGCUCUGGCAGAAUCGGAAGGGGCCGAACUUUACAUAAAUCAUUUAUACUGAACGCUUGGUAUGCUGGCAACAUAAAUCAACAGCAGCAUCCAUUACCAUUCAUUCACCCCCCCCCAUUUUUUUAUCAGUAUUAUCUUGAUAGAACCGAUCCCAACUCGUGGGCAUGCUGAACUCUGCCGUCGGAACUCCAGCCCUUUGUAAUUAAUUAUUCUGGGCACACAGAGCUUGGCCCUUGCUACGCAGAAUAAUUGCUCCCAGCCAACAUCCAGGGUUUUAACUUCAGUGGCAAUAAUAAAUAGAAAGUCUCAGGUGAUGCCACUAUUUUAAAGUAAUUAAUCAUUUCCAUUCUUCUUGCUCUCCCCUCUCUCCCCCCUCCCUUCCCCCUGCCAAUGCUCUCUCUUCCAUGUUGAUUCCCCUCUCCUCAACUAGGAAGAUUCUGUAAUAAAUCUUUAAUGAUAUAUAUGUUAAGAGUGAUCUGUUAACUAAACCUCCUUGGGUUCUUUCUUUGUGUGUGUUCAACAAGAUUUUAAUAUAUAUAUAUAUAUAUAUAUAUAUAUAUGUGUGUGUGUGUGUGUGUAUCCCCAACCUUGUGAAUGCUAUUAGUUGUGAACUUAAAAUGUGCAUAAAAUGAAUGUCUUUUUCACUGGCAGCAGAGGCUUAGCAGUGGAAUCCCUGAAAGAUCAUUGCUUGCUUCCUUUUUAAAAAAAAAUUAAUGUCAUGCAGCGUGUGUGUGCUAUUAGAGAUUGUUAAUUAACACCAGUGGGGCCGUCAAAAAACAAAUUCUUCGAAGAUGCUGUAUUAAUGCCGGAUUUGUGGAGGGGGGGGGCAGGGGUUGGUUUUAGAAUCCUCCUCCUUCCAAAACAGAAAGCGUGUGGUUUGUUUUCAUGUCAGGUCCUUGACUGAACAAAUGCAAAUUGCUCGUUUUGCAACGUAUAAAAAACCACAUUGCUUGGACAGUAAUCCCAGCUAUUUGCAAUUGUUUUUUAAAAAAUAACAAUCGUACAAAUACGCUGUUUAGAACAAUUGAGAUGAAUGCCCUGCCUUGCCAAGAGAAGACAUUACUCUAAACAAUUCUUGGUAGACCUGACCAGCCAUCACAUAGAUUCGGUGUGACAGGGACAGAUGUGACAGAUCCGUUCUGACACACUUCCAUACCACAAGUCAGUGGCUUGAGGUGACUCAUGUCCUUCCCUUGAUUCUGCCCCCUGCUGCAGGACAACACAACGAUGCACGAAUGAACCUUGCCAUUGCCCUCACCGCUGCCAGGUAUGGGGCUGCCACAGCCAAUUACACUGAAGUGGUGCGCUUGCUGAAGAAGACGGAUCCAAAGAGCGGGGCGAGCCGCGUCUGCGGCGCAAGGUGCAGGGAUGUUCUAACAGGUAAGCAGCCUUCGCUCCCCUGUGGUAUUUAUAGAGCCCCUUUGCUUCCUUAUACCUAACAGCAGGUAACUUGCGUUGGCCCACACACUCACAAGGCACCUUGCUUCGACUGUACUUUUCAGAGACGGCGUUUCUAACGCUUGUCUCCUAUGGUUCGGUGGAUUCUGGCAUUCCACUGGCAUUCUUCCACUUCCCUUAAUGCAUGCAGUUUAGAGGACACAGUUAUUUUCCUGGAUGAAGCACAGCUGUCCACAGAUGCUGUGGUGUCUCCUCCCCCCCCCCAUUUCCCUUUCUGUUUAAGGAGACAGAAAUAUUUAUUUAUUUAUUUAUUUCUCCCUCCUUAUGUUAGAAAGAAGAAGUUAAGGAGGGGGAGUGCAGCGGGAGGCUGGAGUUUGUAAAUAUCACUUAACUGACAAAGGAGGCAUAUUUCCAAAGUGCAGUGGCAUGUCAUUAAUGCCAAUCAUCUUUAACUUCUGUCAGGUUUUCAUUCAAAUCCUGGUGCUUUGGCAAGCUAAGCCACGCUUUACAUCCAAGCCCUUCUGUCAAGAAAAGCUGACGUCGUAAAAUAACCGUGUGGUGUGCGUUCAGUCAUAGUACCAUCUAACAAAUUUCAGGGUUUAAGAAUGCCAUUAAACAGAGAACUCGAUAAAUAAAAGUAAAAUCGGGAGAGGGGAAUCUUCUGCCACUCUAGAUUUUAUCUGAGAGGAAUUUUCUCUCUCUCGUUUUUUUCUUUUCUUUUUAUUAAAAUUAUCCUCAAAAUUAUUUUCUGAUAACAAUACUAGCUGCUAAGCUUCUGCAGUGUGUGCUCUCUGUGUGUGUGUGUGUGUUAUGUGCAUGUGUGUGUAGAUAAAUACACACACUUCACAAUAGGUUAACUUCAUAGAUAAAUUAAUAAUCCAGAGAGUCAGUGAACAGGGAAACAAAUGGAGUAUGUGAUUGAUGCUGUUUUCUUUCACAGGGCAGGAAUUUGAUGUCAGAGCCAAAUGUGUUAUCAAUGCUACAGGACCUUUCACAGACUCCGUGCGGAAAAUGGAUGAGCAGAAAGUACCAAACAUCUGUCAGCCAAGUGCAGGCGUUCAUAUUGUGAUGCCUGGCUAUUACAGGUAACGAUAUUCAAAAGCGGGAUCAUUUAUAACAAUCGGAAGAAGUGUGUCCAGUGUAGAAAAUAAAGUUGUAGAGAGAGAGAGACUUGCUGCUGUUAAUAGUGCAGGGUGAAUGCAAGCUUUUAUUUCCCCUUCUCUCCUCCCCCCUCCUCAUUUUUGGUUUAGCUCAGAGGGGGAAAAUGCUCUUACUGAGGACACAUGGUACAGCCCUCCCCGUAACUCUGUCCCCUUUUGAAUGCUCAAAAGAGCAUUGCUUGUGUGUUGCCAUGCCAAAAUCUGCCUCUGGAAGUGGAAUGCUUUCAUAUCAAGGGGAAGGCUUGACUGGUUCAAACUAAAGUGGGGUAAGGAAGAUGCUUUCUCCCCUGCCCAAUCUGCUUCAACCCUGCUUCCCGCUUAAAUACUGGAGCAUUUCAUUUGUGUGACUGGCAGCAAGCACCUUUGGAAGAACAGAAAGUGGGCAACUUUUUGCAGGGAUUUCUUUCUUUAUUUGGCCAUGCCUCAGUCGAUCUUUUACCUCUCACCACUGCUGUGUCCUCCUGCUCCUCCCUGAGUCAGCGGCGGAGCAAGCUGAUUGGGCGCCUGGGGCGGCACUCAUGCCCUAUGCCCAGGGGCAGAACGCUCUGCGGGACCCCCAAGGAGUCUGCCUGUCUCCUCCCAGUCGCCCUACAGCUGAGGGGGAGGCAGCGGGUGAGCUGUUAGGGGCAGCGCAGAGCAUGUGGGAGCCCAAGCCACCGCAUCACUCCCAGGAGAGACGCAUGGCUCUGGCGCGCUGAAGGCCCCGCGGUGAGUGCCGCCUGGUAUUUUGUCACCCCACUCAGUGGUGACACCUGGGGCGGACCACCCCACCCCCACCCCCUGUCCUGAGUAUCAUUUAUUUGUUUGUUAAAUUUCAUCUGAGGAUCAUAGGGUGGUUUACAAUAUAAAAACACAAAAAUACAUAACAUAGGAACAAGCAAUAACAAUUCCCACCCCAGUUUAAAAGGCCAUCGAUUGUUUAAUAAGCCAAAGGCCCGGGAGAAGAGGAAUAUUUUGACGGUGCCGAAAGAUAUGUAUUGAAGGCACCAGGCUAGCUUCCCUGAGUUUUGUGUGAGGAAAACUAACAUAGAUAUGUGAGCUGAUUCAUAAAGCAUUUACGGCAUAACAGCUAAAAGGUAGUCUUAAGCAAGUUGACUCCAGGCCUGGGGCUGCUGUAUCGACUUGCAUUACGUGACUGACCUAAAGAAGUGCUUUGAAUACUUGAGAUGUUCUACAUAAAUGCUACGUAUUAAUAGUAGUGGAUUCAGAGAUGUCCCUCCACAAGGGGCAAACAAAGGCAUUGUGACACCCAGGGCGGAGCAUCGCUAUGUAGGGCAUAUGUGUGGCGUCGCUAGGUACGAUGCAUGUGCCAUAUGUCGCGAUGCCGCAUAUGUGCUGUACAUAGCGGUUUGCCGGCGGCCCCACUCCAGCACCAUGUGGACGGUGCCGGGAUCCUCUGCUUGCAGAGGAUCCUCCACAUGCAGCGGCGGCACGAUGGCUGCUCGCUCCGCCACGGUGGGGCGGGGUGAGACCUUGCGGGGUGCCUUCUUAUCACCCCCCCCAGACAUGGCACCUGGGGUGCACCCCCGUUGCGACGCCACUGCCCUUCACUUGUGGACAAGGGGAUCUUCAGCUCAUGGGAAGCAGCGCUAGAACAUCAUGCAAGGAAAGUGUGUGGCGGUGGGGAAUCCAAAAUAUGUUCUUCCACUUUCAUGGUAGGUUGUGUACGCAUAAGAGCCCAAGAAGAAGCAUAAGAACUGUUGUAGAACCUUCUUGUUAUAGCCCUGCACAAACUCAUGUGCAUCAUCUGCAGAGCAGUGCUCCUCUUCUUCCACUUGGGUCUCUUGCUUUAGGCUAGAACAGGGGUCUGCAACCCGCGGCUCCGGAGCCGCAUGUGGCUCUUUUACACCUUUGCCACGGCUCCGGGGCGGAUACUAGCGAGGGGAGGAGGCGCAUUGUGCGCCCCGACACUCCCCACUGUGGCGGGCGCUGUACUGGCUGUGACGUCGCAUGGGGCGGUGUGUGCGUUAGUCACGCACCGUCCCGACGUCACCUUCCCGCCCGCCCGCCCGCUACAUUGUAAGGGGCAUGAACGCUGGUCACUGCAUUGAAAGGGGGCAUGUACGCUGGUCACUGUUUUGAAGGGGAGUGAAGAACACACACACACAAAAAGGUAACUUGUUAAUUUAAUGUUUAUUUCUAUGAGGUGGAGUAAUUCUGAGUGGUCAAACAAAGAAAUAAAUAAAAAAGUGACAAAAAAGUUAUUUUUAUAAUGACGAGUUUUGCGGCUCCCAGUUUUUUUUCUUCGGAAACGGGUCCAAGUGGCUCUUUUUGUCUUAAAGGUUGCAGACCCCUGGGCUAAAAAAUCCCAUUGAACCAUUGCAUCAUCUCUUCCUGCAUUUCAACUGCAGUAUGGCUAACUGGAAGAGAACACAUAGUUAAAACAGGAUCUUAGCCAACAGCUGAGUAAGGUGUGUGGUAUCUCAGUCCACCUUUACCAAGUAGCCAUAGGGCUUGUUUCCUCUGUGUAUCACUUUACCUGGCCUUGCCAGAGCACAGCAGGUACAGGAACUGGCUGCUAAUUCACAGCUUUGUUGGAUUACUCCAGCCCUCAAGUGGUGUGGGAUUUGUGUUCCAGUGGGUAGCCAAUGUGGUGCCGUCCAGGUGUUUUGGACUACAACUCCCAUGAGCCCUAGCCAGUAUGGUUCUGUGGUCAGGGAAGAUGGCAUUUGUAGUCCACUAAACCAGAGGGCACCAUGUUGGCUACCCCUGCUUGAUGGUAUCCUUGUUUUGCGGGAUCCCCGUACUCAAUCCAGCUCAGAGGUUCCGUCUUGUCAAAGUCUAGGGCAUCCAUUAUUCACCUAUAAAGUGACGGAACUCUCAGACAAGGAUAUCUUUAUUACACUCUGCAGUUAAUACAUGCUUAAAACUGGACAGCUGGGGCAAUUACUCGCAGCUAUUUGCAUGGUUGCUACGGCUACAGCCCACAUCAUCCACCUACUAUAAUGAGCAAAACGAGUACACUCAAAAGCAUUCAGUAGAGAUGGAAGGCGGGAGCAGCUGAAAAACAAAUAUUUUGGCCUUUAUUCUUUUGCAGUGCUGGCUACUCUGAGCUAUUACACCUUCAGUCUUAGAUGGAGCCCAGGAUUGUGUGUGCAAUCUGGUUUAUAUACUAUAUGAUAAACUCAGGGUCAGUCUCUCCCUUUGGCUUAUUCCUCAGCAUCUCUCAAUAUGCAACUGACUUUGUUUCAGCGACAACUCCUGCCUGUGCAGAUCUGCUGCUGAGUGAAAAGUAGAUUGAUCUCAUCCUAAACAUAGUUAAGCCGAGGAAUUUGUCUGUAUAAGAAAUAAUACACACCAUGCAGAAAUAAACAAACAAACGUGUGUAUUAAUUGAGCAACAGGUUUUUGCCCCCAGUGCCAACUAAAUCCUGUUUAGCAGGAAAAUGUGUGUCAUUUCAUUACAGCUACUGGUCUCUUUGGGAAGGUACUUUGACAUGAUCUUGGGAAAAUGGUAAAUAGUUUAAAGGCUUUUUAUGUGUAAAUGUAGAUAAGAUUUAAUUAAUUUAAUGUUAAUACAAUGCAAGCGUUUCCCAGUAGGUUCUUACAUUUUUAUAUUCUUCAUUAAUAGUCCCUGUGUCCCUCUGCUCUCAUUAAUUCUGUUCUUCAGAUACAUGUCCUCAUAUAAGUACCUCCUGCAUGACUUUCUCACACUCUGAUGAUGUUAGUGUGACUAAUCUCAUAAAUUUCAACCCUUAAUCCAGUUGAUGUCGCCUGCAGUUUCGGCUAUGUGUUGGCUGCAGCAGUGGCUCUGGUUCUGCUUCUUAGAAGAUGUAAAAACAGAUCCCUGAUCCGAAGAUGGGCAUUCCUAUUUUCUUUGAGAACAGUGUUAACAUAGAUUCUGCCUGCAGCAGUUACAUCAUUGGAUGUAACAUUCAAAAGGAUGUAAACUAUCCAACACCGUAGCUAAAGGAGCUUUCCCUUGAAUUCAAAAAUUAAAGGUAGACACGUUGGCCGUAAGAAAAAAACCAAAAUCCACAUUAGGGUAAUACCUUUAUUGCACCAACCAGUACUCUUACUCAGGCUAGAGUAAAACAAAGCAAGGCAAGGGUUGGGGCAUUGGCUGGUGGUAACAUCAUGAAUCUGUCUCUGUUGACAGCCAUAAGGAAGAAAUUAAUAGGAGGCAUCAAACAUUUUUCAGUGCAGUGCAGACAUCUGGUUGCAUCAAGGCCUACUGGGAAGAAGAAAGCAAUGGCAGAUUCCAAAUGAAUUUUUAAAAAACCCAAUUGUUACCCAGGUCUACCUCAUUUCUUAAAUGAAACACGCAGAUUUAUUGAAGAUGAGAAUAAAAAGAAACUAGAUAGUUUUAUAUAUCUGAAGAUCUUUAUACAGUCGUACCUUGGUUUUUGAACAGCUUAGUUCUUUAGCUCCGGAACGCCGCAAACCCGGAAGUGACCGUUCCAGUUUGCAAACUAUUUUUGGAAGCUGAACGUCUGAUGGGGCUUCCAUGGCUUCCGAUUGGCUGCAGAAGCUUCCUGCAGCCAAUCAGAAGCCACGCUUUGGUUUCCAAACAUUUUGGAAGUCGAACGGACUUCCGGAAUGGAUUCCAUUCGACUUCCAAGGUACAACUGUAUAUCUGAGGUCUUUAUAUAUAUCUGAAGAUCACAGUUUACAAUAUAAAAACACAACAAUAUAUAGCAUAAUAACAAACAAAAACAAUAAUCCCACUACCACCACCGUUUAAAAGGCUAUAGAUAAUUUAAUUAUUAACCAAAGGCCUGGGAGAAAAGGAAUGUUUUUGCCUGGUGCCUAAAGAUAUGUAAUGACGCACCAAUUGAGCCUCCCAGGGGAGCGCUUGCCACAAACAGGGAGCCACUGCAGAAAAGGCCUAUUCUCAUAUUGCCACCUUUUGGACCUCUCGUGGAGGAGGCACAUGAAGAAGGGCCUCAAAAGAUGAUUGCAGGGUCCAGGUAGGUUCAUAAGGAGAGAGGUGGUCCUUGAUGUAUUGCAGGCCUGAGCCGCUUAAGGCUGUAUAGGUCAAAACCAGUACUUUGAAUUGGAUAUUUGUGUUUCAGUGUGCACCAUCCUGGAAUCCAUAUCUAGAUGUAGGUGUGGUUCAGAAAGUGUAAAAAUAAUUUUCGCCAGGUGGGUUAAGGUAAGUCAUUCUCUGUCAUAGGCCUUCAGUCCCACCUGGAACAUGGAGUUAAUAAAAGUACUCUAUUUUACGACAUUGUUCUGUAAUGUAGGUGAAGCUCUGUGGAUGUCCUGAAAAACUUUAUAAAUGUUAAAUAGUAUUACUGUAUGCUAGAAUCUCACCCUGAUUGUAUUCUGGAAUUUUCUGUUAUUUGUCAGAGUAAUUAUUGAAAGAAGAUCGAACAGGCAGUGAUAGAAAUGGGCAAGAGAGUGGGAUUUGAAAUCAUUUACCAUUUCCCCCAAUUUAGAUUCUUCUAGCGAUUCCAUGACAUUGAAAAAGAACGUAAAUGAUUUCCCAGCAAUCUUUGCAAAGAAUACACUCAGCCUCUCUGUAGUUCUUCUUAUUUUAUGCCAAUUUAGAAACCUUAUUUGAAAACUUACUGAAAGUUUUUUGAAGAUUCUGAGUCUGUAUAUUAAAUUUCUAAGUUUUCCUGCCUCUCUAAAUCAAUAGUGAAUUCAUUUUGAAAAGUAAUUACUUGUCUGCCAUGGUUUACCUUACAAGUCCAUGUUGACACCUACUUUUUUAGCUCUGCUUCUCCAAAUGUAUUCUUAAGCUGUAUAUAAAUAUCAUCUCAAAGACUUCUUAGUUGUAGAACUUACACUUCAAGUGCAUGUAAUUGUCAUCUUCUCUUGGAGGGGCACUUCACAUAUGACAUUUUUCCUUCAGCAGGAAAAAACAUGUGCACAGUCAUGUAUGAGAGUGAAUGAGUUUCUGUUUGGAUGUAACUAUAUGGGUCUUUUAUUAUUAUCAAGCUUAGAAGCUAAUUCACAACAACCUUUGAUUUGACUACUUACUUGAGUUACUAUACUUUGCAUUAAAACAGGUUUAUCUUACUCAGAUGCCAGCUAUUAUUAUUAUUAUUAUUAUUAUUAUUAUUAUAUCUCACUUUUCCUCCAAGAAGCUCAAGGUAGCAUGCAUGGUUCUCCCCUCUCCAGUUUAUCCUCACGACAACCCUGUGAGGUAGGUUAGACUGAAAGAUGGCGGCAGGCUCAAGGUCACCCAGUGAGCUUCAUGCCUAUGUGCCAAUUUGAAUCCUGGUCUCCAAAGUUCAACACUCCAACCAAUUUGGUUGUUCCUCCCCAUUGUCCUCUUCAUUACAGUCUCUAGCGGCUGUUUCUACUUCCUUAAAGUGUGGGGCUUACAGUCCCUAUCCAACUAACCACAUGGACCAGCUGCCAGGUUAAAGACUGACACACACACACACACACACACACACACACACACUUAAAAAACCCCACUUUUUAAAUCUAAGAUAAAAACACUAUCGUCUGGCCUUUUACGUUCCCUACUACCAAACAACACCAUCCUUCCAUGAGAUUAGGUCACUGCAGCUGUGCUGCAAACUAAUACAGAGAACAGAUACCCAAAGACAGCAAGUUGAGCCAGAGAAUACAGGCCAUGUAGAAAACAUAUUUAAAAGGAUAUUCCUGUUUUUUAGAGAUUGUGAACAUAAUACGACUGCACAUAUAACUUUCUCUCUUAUUUGCAUGGUUGUGCCUCAUGCGGCCACUUAACACUCUUUCUUUCUCAGAAUAACAGAUGCUGGAAGGGAAACGGGAAUCUGCUUGUGAGCUUUCCAAAGCUUUCCUUUGAACCCUAAUUGUGCUCUGUAUAAGUUCUGUGAGUUCGGCAACAAGUGUCCCCAGUGUUAUUCAUAUGUCUCCUAAACAAGUGCUUUUUAGUAUUUUAUUUCUGCCUUUUUCCCUUUUGCUCUGAAUGUUUUAAGGGAUAUGUGAAUAUAUAUAUAUUUUUAAAAAAACAAAUUUGCUUUAUUCCAGCCCCGAUAAUAUGGGACUCCUUGACCCAUCCACUAGUGAUGGCAGAGUGAUUUUCUUCUUGCCAUGGCAAAAGAUGACUAUUGCUGGUACCACGGAUACUGCAACCGAAGUCACAAAUCACCCAAUUCCUACAGAAGAAGAUAUCAAUUUCAUUUUGACGGAAGUGCGCAACUAUCUUAGUUGCGAUGUUGAAGGUAAUUUUCGGUAAAAUUAGCUCCAAGAAUACUUCUGGGUCUAUAAACCGUGUUCUUUCCAUAAACUGCAAAAAGCCAUGCAGCACUUUUAAAUUCCGGCAAAUGGAUUAUGGCAAAAGCUUUUGUGGCUAUAGGUGCCUGAGAUGUUAUCUUGAGUUGCAGGUAUAUACUGUAUGCACACAGUUGCGGGAUGGAGGAACAGACUUUAAAUAAACAAGUUGGGUGGAAAUGAAAUGCUGGAAGUGUAGUUUGGUGAGUAUGUCCUACAGUGGUGAUAUCCAACUCAUGCAGUUAGAUGAACUCUGAGUGGCAGUGGAGCAUCACUGGAACAAUAAAUAAUACAAUCAAUAAAGUAGGUUAGGCUGAAAAAUAGGAUCACCUAUGGAGCUCCGUGACUGAAGCUGAUUGCUGCGUUCCUUUGGUGUUUUCAAACACAAUGCAAAGGGCAGGUGUGCCUCCCUAAAUCUGCAGUGAGCAAACGUUAAAGAUGCACACCUGCCCUUUGUACUGCAGCAGGCCUCAGUGUUGCUUAGCUGUUGUGUAAAAAGUAUGAAGCAGUUUUGUCUAAUGAUCUGAAUAUGGAUUUCUUACAUCUAAUUCUCCCCCUCCCCCCGACUAUGGCACCACAUCAUAUGAUAGUCACAUACCUGUUUUCACAUGCCUGGGAAAGUUAUUCAGAGAUAUGUGACUUUUGCUUGACGUACCUUUAGAGUAAUAGGGUGUGUAAGAAAGGUUAAGUCAAUUAUUCCAGCAUAAACUACUGUUCAUGGCCUGGCACAAUCACAAACAUAAAUUAGAAAUUUCUAAUUAGUAUUUUAAAUGAUAAAUCAGACACUGAUUAUAUUAUAUAAUAGUAUAAUGGAGUAUUUGCAUUUCAAUAUCACCCCAGAUGUGCAAGCUCACCAUAUAGUUAGGGGUGCGUUGAAAGCAACUGCUGGGGGGGUUUUGUAUAGCAACAUCAGCAAGAAGACAAAAAAUAAUCAUCAUCAUCAGAGCAGUACAUGUGAAAAGGAUCUAGGAGUCUUGGUUGACCACAAACGACAUGAGCCAACAGUGUGACGCGGCAGCUAAAAAAGCCAAUGCAAUUCUGGGCUGCAUCAAUAGGAGUAUAGCAUCUAGAUCAAGGGAAGUAAUAGUGCCACUGUAUUCUGCUCUGGUCAGACCUCACCUGGAGUACUGUGUCCAGUUCUGGGCACCACAGUUCAAGAAGGACACUGACAAACUGGAACGUGUCCAGAGGAGGGCAACCAAAAUGGUCAAAGACCUGGAAACGAUGCCUUAUGAGGAACGGCUAAGGGAGCUGGGCAUGUUUAGCCUGGAGAAGAGGAGGUUAAGGGGUGAUAUGAUAGCCAUGUUCAAAUAUAUAAAAGGAUGUCACAUAGAGGAGGGAGAAAGGUUGUUUUCUGCUGCUCCAGAGAAGCGGACACGGAGCAAUGGAUCCAAACUACAAAGAAAGAUCACCUAAGCAUAGGAAGAACUUCCUGACAGUAAGAGCUGUUCGACAGUGGAAUUUGCUGCCAAGGAGUGUGGUGGAGUCUCCUUCUUUGGAGGUCUUUAAGCAGAGGCUUGACAACCAUAUGUCAGGAGUGCUCUGAUGGUGUUUCCUGCUUGGCAGGGGGUUGGACUCGAUGGCGCUUGUGGUCUCUUCCAACUCUAUGAUUCUAUGAUUCUAUGAUUUAUUAUUUAUUGAAUUUAUAUACCGCCCUAUACCCAGAGGUCUCAUUAUAAAUAUUCAGGAUUUGGAAACCCAACAUAAAAAUAGGAGAUAUUCAGCAAUUUUAUCAAUGUGUGGAAUUCUAGUAAUUGUAUUUAUACCUUCAAAGAAGAGUAUUUAAUCCACAUUAAGUGGUAGGAUUUGUAAGAGGUGAGUGUAGCUGCUAGCUUUCAAUAGAUCCUUGGCAUUAGAGAUAAAGGAAGUCUCUACUUUAGCUGUGAUUCACUUUCACCCUGCAUAGCUUGAUUUUUUAAAAAAAUAAUUAAGAAAUCCGCCAGCAACAACUUUCUACUGUAUUCAGCUUCCUUAGAAUGAUCUAAAACUAGAUCAUCCCCGCCACCCAUCUCAACAAGGGGAACACCGGGAAGCUAAAAUGGCACACUGUUUGUUUAAUAUAGGUCAGAGGUAGCCAAUAUGGCGCCAUCCAGAUGUUUUGGAUACAAUCCCCAUUGUCCCUGACUAUUGACCCAGUCUGAUAGUUCACAACAUCUAAUGGGCGCCAUAUUGGCUAUCCCCCUGUUAUAGGACAUUGAAGAGUCUUCUGAUAAUCAGCCAACUGGAAUCUGAUUUGAGUAUUGAGAUACACAAGAAGCUUCAGAUUUCAUUACCAAGCCCCUGAAUCAUCUAGUCCUUUUAAAAUGAUUCUAUAAAAAGGCAUGAACUCUAAGUUGCCCUUUGUAGGUGUUGACAGAGGCUGAAUAUUCAUAUUCAGCAACCUCCUCUCCACAGACUGAAAAUUCUAGAUUGCUUGUUUGUUCUUCCUUGAAAUGGGUAAUUGAUAGUUCUGUUAUUGUUGUAGCCAUUAAAGAAAAAUGGUCUACCGGAGAAGGGGGGGGGGAACCCCUAUCAUUAGGUCCCUCGUGCAGAAAUUAAUAAAGAGCUGUGGUUUGUCAGGCAAGGUGGUUGGUUACACUAAGCUGCAGCUUGGAGAAUUGAUUAAGACAGGAUUUUUUGCAGGGCAGUUCUGCCGAAGUAGUUUUCUUGAGCGUUUAAUUCUUUUGAAAGUAACCAACCUGGGUUGCACACUGUUUUUCCACAUGUGUAAUUAGUCGUGUUUAUAGAUUGUCUGUUAGAGAAUUAACAAUUGUCCUGGCCGUAUCAACUCACUGCAGACCUGCCUUUUUGCUGCCAAAGACAGUGGCAGGGUUAUCAACUUACACAGGCUUGGAUGUGUUCCAGCUGUUUAAUUAUAGUGUCACACAUGCUGCUUUUUUCUAGUUUCAUUAAUUUAUAAAUGUAAUAUGGUAUCUUAUUUCUGUGAUUAGCACUUCAUUCUGGUGGGUUAAACAUGCUGGCAGAACAACAUUGAUUUCUCAGAUCUCUUCUCUGUUCUUUCGGGAUAUUUUUACAAGGCAUUAUUGAUUUUUCUGUUAACACUCCUGUGAAAGCAGUAUCUUAAAAUAUGUAACCCUCUCCCCCCACCAGACCCUGACACACAGGCCUUUGUGUAAGAUUGCUUUUAUCCAUCGUUAAGUAAGAGGAUGAAAUUAGUUUUACAGACUUUUGCUUUCAUUUAGGGGAGGUUAAUAUUAAAACAUCUGCUCUGUGAGUGAGAAGGGAGUCUUGAGGUAACAUUAUGGUCUUUAUUGUGGCCGGGUCCUUUUCGCUUUUUAAAGGGUCACUUGGGUGCUGUUGUUGGAUAAACAAGAUGCUGGUUUUUGCUUUGGAGGGUGUCAUGUUUAUCAUCCAAGCAGCGGUUGUGACAAUUGCACCAAAAUGUACACACGUCUAGCAUAGCACUGCUGAUUGUGUCUCUGAGGGCUAGUUUAGGCCUUUUUCAAAGUACAAAUUGAAACAUUAUGAGAAGCUGUAGAACUGUGGACCAAAGACUGUAAAAGUACUUUGAUAUUUAAAGUUUGUCCAAUAGAGCUUCAUGCAGCACAUAGUAUUAGUAUUAUUUAUUCAAUUUAUAUACAGUGGUGCCUCGCAAGACGAAAUUAAUCCGUUCCGCGAGUCUCUUCGUCUUGCGGUUUUUUCGUCUUGCGAAGCACGGCUAUUAGCGGCUUAGCGACUAUUAACAGCUUAGCGGCUAUUAACGGCUUAGCGGCUUAGCGGCUAUUAACGGCUUAGCGGUUUUAAGAAAAAGGAAACAAACUCGCAAGAACUGGCGAGACGUUUCGUCUUGCGAAGCAAGCCCAUAGGGAAAUUCGUCUUGCGGAACGACUCAAAAAACGCAAAACCCUUUCGUCUAGCGAGUUUUUCGUCUUGCGAGGCAUUCGUCUUGCGGGGCACCACUGUACAGUGGUACCUCGGGUUACAUACGCUUCAGGUUACAUGCGCUUCAGGUUACAGACUCCGCUGACCCAGAAAUAUUACCUCGGGUUAAGAACUUUGCUUCAGGAUGAGAACAGAAAUCGUGCAGCGGUGGCGCAGUGGCAGCAGGAGGCCCCAUUAGCUAAAGUGGUACCUCAGGUUAAGAACAGUUUCAGGUUAAGAACAGACCUCCAGAACGAAUUAAGUUCUUAACCCGAGGUACCACUGUAGUGCCCUUCAUCUGAAGUUCCCAGGCUGGUGUACAAUUUUGAAAACAUAAUUUACAUAGCAUAGUAAUUUUAAGAAAAAUCACAGAAAAAUAGUAAUAGCAGUCUCCCCACUUUUAAAAGGCCAUAGAUUAUUCAGUAGCUCACUCUGACAUGAGUCAUGACCACCAACUUAGAUGAAUGGAUAAAUUCAUGGAGGAGAAAGCUUAUCCAUGGCCAUGAUAGCUAUGCUUUGCUUCCACAGCUGGAGACAGCAAUGCUUCUGAAUGCCAGUUGCUGGAGACCACAGAAAGGGAGAGAGCUCUUGUGCUCGAGUCCUGCUUGUGUGUUUCCCACAGGCAUCUGGUUGGCCACUGUGAAAACAGGAUGUUGGGCUAGAUGGACCAAUGGCUGGAUCCAGCAGGAUCUUCUUAGGUUCUUGUGACUUCUCCAGGACUCUGUGUGUGCUUGAUUUUGAGGACAGGGCUCCUACAAGAUUUGCUAAUGUCCACAUGGAGAUAGCAACUAGCUGCCUUGGGUGUUGUUCAUGGAAAGGCGGAAUAUAAAUUUGACUAAUAAGUGCUAGUAACAGUUUUAUAGCCAAUAUGAGCGGAGGCAAGUGCAAUAUAACUGCUGAUCAGCAGACCGUCAUGAUUAGUUGCCUAAAAUAUUUUCUUCCUCUUUCAAGAUCAAACAGUGUUCCUUUUUUUCACAAUCAUGGUCUUUCAAUAUUGGGUUAAUUGCACAUACUUCAUUUUUUUUUCAUUGUAAAGCACAUAGAUUUUAUCCUGACUUUCUUCCAAGGAGAUUAGGGCAGUUUAAGAUUUCACACCCAUUUUAUCUGUACAACAGCCCUGUGGCAUAUGUUAAGCUUGAGACUGGGAAAGUGACCGACUCAAGGACACACAGUUUCAUGAUAGAGCAGGGAUUUGAGUUGUCUUAUGUCUAACACCCAUUUUUACUUUGCUCCCCUGGCUCUAGUGACAUUUCUGUUGUGCGUUCGUUGGGUUUGUUCAGACCUCCAAACCAUUGCAUCAGUAUCCUUCAGAUUAAGGGACAUGGGCCGAUGAAGGAAUAACACAUAGGAAGAAGCAAUAUGCAAAAGCAGCCUUCAUAAAAUUUGCCAAAAUUCUGCAUUUCUUCCUUCCCUUUUUGGAAGGGAAAGGCUCUUCUCAGUUAGGUGAACUCUGUACAUAUUUGUAUGUUGAAUGGGGCAGAGUUUUGUAUUAACUACAUAUAGUGUUGAAUGCUUACAGUGGCAAAGCUGUUCCCUCACCCCACUCACCUUGUAUAUUAUAUUGCCAUAGCAGUCAUUCUGUGAACUGGCCCUUGGAUGGUUGUGCUUUGAUAUGAUUUAUUAUUUUAUGAAAAGUCCUACAGCGUUUUACAGCCUUCCUCUCUGCUGUAAAAAGACCUUAUGUGGGGGGACAUUGGGCCAUAGUGUAGAAACUAUAUAUUGAAACUACCUCAAUUAUAUUGUCAAAAUAAAUGACACCUUCUGUGAUAUUAAGUAUGAGGCUCUACGGUUGUUCAUUAAAUCUGCGUUUCUCAGCUUCCAUUGGGAGAUUUCCCUUUUAAAUCUGGCAGAAGGAAAGACUGUGCGCUCACUCGCCUGACUGCCAUCCUAGGCUGGAAAACACUGAAGCAAAUCUGUUGAUGGGUUGUUAUGCCUUAGUCCUUCCUGAAGCAUAUUGAGAGUAAAAACAACAACAACAACAACAACAACAACAACAACAACAACAACAACAACAACACUUGCUGUGUGCUGCUUCAUUUUGUGUUUUUCGUUUUGGACCAGUGAUGUCAGGUUAUGUAGUCUUAUAGAACAUACUUCCUGUUCAGAAGAUUCCUGUCCCACCUUACAGUCUACUGUAGGCUUGCAAACCUGUUUUCAAUAGACGGGCUAAGAAAAAUACUUUUGUAAUUAGAGGCCCUAGCAGUGAAUGUUGAGUUAGAUUAAACGUUUUCCAGGAAAUAAAACAAAAGAAGGGAAGUGUGCUCUAAAAAGAGAAUAGAUGCAAUGGUAGUAAACUAUGGUGCACAUAAAAUACUUUCUGUUCUAGUGCCACCAGUGGUCACAAUCUAAUGAUCCUGUGGAGGUUAUAGCUGUAUUGAUAAACAGACAAAGAAUUUUUAUUUAUUCGUCUCUUUUUCCCCAGAGUGACUCAAAGCGACUUACAUUAAAACCAGUUAAAAAGAACCAAUAAAAAAACCUAAAAACACAUCCAUACAAAUAAAAGGCAUGGCUUACAGAGCCCAUCUCACUAAAACGAGGCCAUAAUGCCACCUUUCAAAUUAAGGUCCAAAAGCCUGGGUAAAGAGAAAAGUCUUUUCUAGGUACCUAAAAAUAGAUAAAGAUGGCACCAGGCAUGUAAUAUUUACACAAGAGGGGAGUCCCCAGUGAAAAGGCCCAGUCUUGUGUCUCUAGCCUCUGAACCUUCCAUGGAAGGGGGCACAUGAAUUAUCACAGAGUCUGGGGUGGUUCAUUUAAGGGAGAGGCGGUCUUUGAGGAUCUGGGUCCUGAACUGCAUAAUUGGUCAAAUGCUUGUUAGGAAGAUAGUGGAAUUAUAGGUAGUAAAUGUAGAAGCAGCCGGAGUGUUUAUUUUCAUUUUAUUUGUUACAUUAAUUCCCCUUUAAGAAACUGAUGAGUGGUAUUGUAGUCGCACUGGGUCAGUUGAUACAUAGCAUUUCCCCAUCCUCCAAAACAUGGUUUCAAGGGUUGGGAUCAUGCUGCAGGCUUGCAGACUUCCUCUGGCUAAAAAAAAAAAGUAUCAACACAUAAUUUUAACAAUGCAAUGAAGCUGUCUAAAGGAAAUGAUGUGCACAAUGCAAAAUUCAAGGAGAAAGUAGCUCAUUGCUGAGUUGGAUCGGGAAGGUAAGGUGUCAUGUUGCUUUCAAGAGAAGUAUCUGAUAAGACCCACUGAUGGAGGGGGGUCCUUGGCUCUAUUCUAUCUUGAUGACAAGAGGAUAAGUAAAGUGUUUUGGUGCUUGGCCACAGUGACAUUUUCCUGACCCUUUUAAGGUUGUCCAAAAGGAAGCAGCGUAACCUGAGUACUAAAAGAAAUAAUAAAUCCAAACAGAGGGCCGUAAGUGUGAAAACGGAUGAAUUUUAAAUUUCCUUGACCUCCUUCACCUAUGCAGAGCCACUCAGAAAAUCUGCCUUCCACAAAAUGCAUUCGGUGAAUGACUACAGUGUUCUUUCCCAAGGUUUGACCAGAUAAAAAUAUGGUGAAACUUUUGAAGCCACUCAGCACAGUCAUUUUGUGCGUGGCUGGCCAAGCUCGGUUUGUAUGAGGCGUGUGGCAAGUGGUUUAUCUGAAUAGUUCCAGGCAUAUUGUGUUUUUGCACUUGGCUACUUAAGCCACAGUACUAAAAACACAGUAACUUUGAGGUUUGCACAAGCAUAUAGAUUAUCUGUUCUUCAUUAGCAUAGUGCAAUUUGGAGUGAAAAAAUGAGCAAUUGGAAUACUUGGAGUAGGUGUGUUAACUGCUGUAUUUUUUGCUUGCUAUGUCAGAAAGCAAGUUAGAGGCAGGCUUGUUAUCAUUCUGCUCCUAAGAAGAUAAGCAAGUUGUGGUUCCAGAUAUUCACCCUCUAUCCAACGAUGUGAAUAGUGAUAAUACCAGCAACAUGGCUUACCAUGCUAUCCAAGUAUGGCCAUUGCAUAUAUGUUUCUGGGAGGACCAGAAUCUUAAAAAUGAUCAUGGAUGUUCUCAAUAUUCUAUUGAGCUUGAAGGUAAUAAAACACAUGUAUUGUGCUACAUGUUGUCGUGCCAAGAUCUAAAGUUAACUUUCUAAUGCCCUUUGGUGUGUGUCAAUAUAAAUUGCAUGUGUACUUAGCUGCUUGUCUACUGUAGCAUUGUAUGGCAGAAAACGCAUGCUUUUGAACAGCUGUGGGAACAGGUUUUUAUAAUGCCUAUGUGAUCAAAAGGUUUCAUGAUGUUAAGACCUUGGUGGUUGUUAAAUUUUGACAUCCAGGAAAUAGUUCUACGUGAUUUCCAUUGAUGCAAACUUUCAUUUUGGGUAAAUUAGACUAUGUUUUCUUGACACCCCCCUUUUCAAAAAUAAGUAUAUACUGCUUGAACAUUAGUCAUUAUUGAAUCAAAAGAUGCAGUUGUACCUCUUCUUUCUUUACCUUUCUGUCAUUAACAUUUGCAGAGCUGGCAAUAUUAUUUCUCCAAGAUUACAUUGAUGGCAUAUUUUUAAAAUUAUUGUUGUUGUUGUUAUUGUUAUUUUUAAAAUUGUUGUUCUGAUGGGAUUUCUUUUUUUCUUUUCAACCACAGUGAGGAGAGGCGAUGUCUUGGCAGCAUGGAGUGGGAUUCGUCCCCUAGUAACAGACCCUAAUUCUAAAGACACCCAAUCCAUAUCUCGGAAUCAUGUGGUGCAUGUUAGUGACAGCGGCCUUGUGACUAUAGCAGGUACCAGACCUUCACUUUCAACCUGAGAUGCUUGGGUGGGGGGAGGGGGAUGAAAUGGGUGAGGUGGCUGGGUUCUGCAUUUGAAAGAAGCAAUAAGUGGAAAGGCUAAGCCACCCUCUUCCAGCACAAUUCUUGUUUUGUUUCAAAUGGCACCCUCCCAUUACCUCUUGGUAACAGAAAACAUUUGUAGGCUAAGGUUUGUUAGCUCAGUUGUCUUAGCUUGAUGGAAGACCCCAUGAGUGCAUUUUUAGAGGGGAACAGGCACUGGCCUACAAGUGACUUAAAUAUAAAGGACUAUGCACACUGCACACUUCAAGUCAUUAGUAGCAGUAUCAGUUGUGCCCCUGGUGUAUCAGAGACCUACCCUCAUCUCUCCUUGCCAGCUACUGAUGUGAGCAACAAUCAGGUCUGGGUCAAGAGGUGCUUCAUAAAGCAAUAGGCAAUCAAAACAGCUGUGUGGCGUAUUCGCUGGUCCCAGGCACUCAGUUCUCCCCAUUAUAGAGCCUUUUCAACUCAGCGGUUGCACUAGCUGCAGCCAAUGCAAAGAUUCCGACUUAUGCAGUGGGGCUUUCCUUCUGCAUGCACCCAACACUCCCCUCCCCCCCAGAUCUGCUCAGGAAAACCCCCAGAACAUGGGGAGAGGAGAGGGGAGAUUGUUCUGUUGUGCAAGUGGAAAAGUUUGCACCGAUGGAAUGAUCUCCUUAGCACUAAGUUGAAUGCAACACCAAGCCAACAUGAAAGAGCCUUUGCUCUGACCUUAAUAAACUGACAGGCUUUUUUAGUCAUUGAAUUCUUUAUUAGUUAAUCGAUCAUUAACUUUAACGGUCUAGCACUUGGUACCGAUUGAAGUUAGUCAGAUGCGUAGACUGCAGUUCUCAGUUCUGAAACAAUGGGAUUUUUCGAGGGAGAAUAGUUUUAAGGGUUGUUUCAUGGGAUUUGUAUUGGAUUGUAGCCUGACUUUGUAAUUUAGAAACCCCAAACCACAAAUUGUUGAGGUAGAUAGGAAGGGGCGGAUGCAGGGUGCUUUCAGUAUCCUUUUACAUUAAUGUUUCCAGGUGGGAAAUGGACAACCUAUCGCUCGAUGGCAGAGGAUACAAUUGAUGCUGCAGUACGCGCUCACGGCCUGCGUGCGGGUCCCUGUAAGACAGUUGGUCUCUUCUUACAGGGUGGAGAGGGUUGGAGCCCGACUCUUUAUAUUCGACUGGUUCAAGAUUAUGGACUUGAGAGUGAGGUGAGGCUUGUGGUGUGAUUUCUUUUUAAAUCUUAAAACUUUGCCAUAAAGAAUACAACACCUUGGAUCCGGAGAACUGUGAGCAGAGGGGAACGUUAUUUUUAUUUCACAAUACUUGCAGCUUGAUUGUACUAAAACCUCAAAGCAGUUUAGAAAAAAGGAUCUUUCCUAGCCCUCUGUAGCUUCCUGCUGCCAGCCCCCAAUCUUUCUCGAGGGUUUCUCAAGGACCCAGUGUGGGCUGGGUUAACUGUGGAGGGGCUGUUGGAGGAAAUUACCCCAUAUCUGGUGGAAGCAUCUUCUGUGAGCAGAGAAGUGUGUGACUUCCAUCUCACUCGUCCUCUGGAUACCGAUGUUGGUAGGGACCAUUGCCGUGCCCUUCUAACUGAUCCAAGUGUUGCCACUACAACCAGCCUACGAAUGUUCAGAGGGGCCACACAGGAAGCAAAGAAGGAUGGAAGAGACUGGAAUGAAGGCCGGGACUGAUGGAGAAGAGGAGGAGAGGGUGCAGCGGGAGAAGCUAGAAUGAGGCAAAAGGUUGGGAAUUGUUGGGCUAGGGGUAGUGGAAGAAAGGGAAAGGGGCUUCUCUCGCUCAAAAUGCCUCUUAUUUUGGCCCUUACCUAAUUCAAAGUUCUAUGUUUAGAUUAAGGAUUUUUUUAAAAAGCAUAUGCAUCACAUGAUUAAAAGCCAACUAUAAAUGUUGUUUAACUGGGCUAAAUUGAGCCCUAACCCAUUAUUAUUAAUACUAUCAUGUCUGUUGUUGUUAUUAUUCUAUGCUCUGUAAACCCAAUUUACACAAUCCCAAUUUUGAUCAGUGUGCGCACGCACACGCAUCCUGUCUCCUAACUGUGACAGUCGAAGAAGCCUCUUGGCUUCUUGGUCCCAAGUGAAGUUAUUCUUCAAAUGUGACGACAGUAGCAGAAACCUUGAAGCGUCAUUAGUCACUGUUCCAUUGAUACAUGCAUAGCUGUGUUAGUGCUAGCCUAAGCGUUCCCAGCACGAGCUGUUUCCUCCCACCCAGCCCUCAUCGGAUGCCGCCUUUGGCCUAUUAGUUAACAGGCCACAGGAAAACUGUCAAGGGCAGCUCUGUCUAGAUGGAGCAGUAUUCUAGGAAGUGCCGACUGAUGAAACAGUUCUUUUUUUAACCCGCUCUUGAUCCUGUAGGUGGCUCAACAUCUCUCAAAUACAUUUGGGGACAAAGCCUUUGAAGUGGCAAAGUUGGCCCAGGUGACCGGGAAGAGGUGGCCUAUUGUUGGAAAUCGCCUGGUUUCCGAGUUUCCUUACAUUGAGUCUGAGGUAUGACAGUGAGACCCUUUGUUGUCAUAUUGCUUCUUUCCUUCUCCUCCCCACCCCGGUUGUGUUUAAAUGCUCUGCUCUCUUGAAGAUGCCGUAGCUUAGCUUAUUCUGCCUACUGCCUGGUGACAUCAACUAACAGAGGUAGUGCUAUACACAGCUUUCCCCUGCUAUACACAAGUUUCCCCUGCCUCAUCCUAUCCUCCCCACACUCCCCCAGUUUAAAUCUUGGCUCUGCCAUUAGGUAAGCCAAUAUCUCUCAGUCUCCAUCUGCGACACUAGCGUGAUAAAUGCUGAUCUACCUUACAGUGAGAUGGAAGUCAUUCUUAUAGGAAAAGUGCUUUUAACAUUCUAAGGUGUUAUAAAUGCUUGCUGUUAUCCAGGUAACUCAAAUUGUCCUUCCCAUUCCCCAUGGGGGGAAAACAGAACAGGGCUGCUGGUAGGAACUGAAGAGGGUGGUAUGCUUAGGGAGAAGCAAACAGCAGGUGGAAUUCUGUGUACGCAUAUGAGCUAGAAAGGAUGUAAAGCAGGACAGGUUUUACACUGCAGUGAGAUAAGCAUGCGUUACCUGCUCGUGUGUCUGCACAUCAAGCUGCUGUCAAAGGCACGGCUGCAGUGGCCAGUCAAAACGCUGGCAAUCAUAUAAGGAUCCUGGGAAUAUUAGGAGGAACAGGCUCAGGGCAUGUAGCAGUGUGCAAAGAGUACCUUGUAAAGUGCUGAUGUGGAAGAUCUACUAAGGUUAGGAAGGAAUUGGAUUGCAGUUCUCUAAAGAAUAUUUAUACCUAUGGAUGAAUCUCUCCUUCCCUGCCCAAGAGAACGUGAAGUAUAACCUCUGAAUUUCUGGGUGAAAUGUGUUUUGAUCAAAUGCAAUACCAAAUGCACCUCUUUUGAAUCUGAGAAAACAAAAGGACAGAGGACCAUUGUAGUGUAACAAAAGUUCAUCUCAGUAGCCUAGAAUGUAUGCUUUCGAAUCAGGGUGAUGGUGGGUAACUCCAUCUUGAAUCACAGUCUGUAUACAUUACAUUACAUUACAUUACAUUACAUUACCCUCUUUCCCUUUUCUUUUUAGUAUUGUAAUCUCUCUGUCCAGAGCCAGGCUAUCGAACUGAAACAGAUCUUUGAGCGCUCUCUCUCUCUCUCUCUGCGUGUCUCAAAUAUUGUAGAUUGAGUAUGCAAUCCAAGAGUAUGCCUGCACUGCGGUGGAUGUGAUUGCUCGCCGCACACGCCUGGCCUUCCUGAACGUGCAGGCUGCGGACGAAGCCUUGCCAAGGAUAAUUGAGAUAAUGGGGAAGAAGCUCAAAUGGAGCGAACAGAAGAAAAAGGUACAAGGGCGGGCCUCUAGGUUCGCAGCAAAAGGAUUGCAAGAUCCUUCCCCAAGAAACUCCUGGGCAUCGGCAAAUGAGCCAUAGUUGCUUCAGAUGUUGUUUUUGUCAGGGUUGUCAGAGUUGUGGGCCUGCGGAGGUUCAAAUCCCCACUAAGCCAAGAUGCCUGCUGGGUGACUUCACGCCUGUCGCUUUCCCUCAGCCAGCCCCUCCUUGCGGGGUUGUUGUGAGAUAAAUGGUGGAACAGACAUGUGUACAGUGGUACCUCGGGUUACGUACGCUUCAGGUUACAGACUCUGCUAACCCAUAAAUAUUACCUCGGGUUAAGAACUUUGCAUCAGGAUGAGAACAGAAAUGGCGCGGUAGCGGCAGCAGGAGGCCCCAUUAGCUAAAGUGGUGCUUCAGGUUAAGAACAGUUUCAGGUUAAGUACGGACCUCUGGAACGAAUUAAGUAUUUAACCCGAAGCACCACUGUUGUUGUUGUUGUUUAGUCGUUUAGUCGUGUCCGACUCUUCGUGACCCCAUGGACCAGAGCACGCCAGGCACUCCUGUCUUCCACUGCCUCCCGCAGCUUGGUCAAACUCAUGUUCGUAGCUUCGAGAACACUAUCCAACCAUCUCGUCCUCUGUCGUCCCCUUCUCCUUGUGCCCUCCAUCUUUCCCAACAUCAGGGUCUUUUCCAGGGAGUCUUCUCUUCUCAUGAGGUGGCCAAAGUAUUGGAGCCUCAGCUUCAGGAUCUGUCCUUCCAGUGAGCACGCAGGGCUGAUUUCCUUAAGAAUGGAUACAUUUGAUCUUCUUGCAGUCUAUGGGACUCUCAAGAGUCUCCUCCAGCACCGUAAUUCAAAAGCAUCAAUUCUUCAGCGAUCAGCCUUCUUUAUGGUCCAGCUCUCACUUCCAUACAUCACUACUGAGAAAACCAUGGCUUUAACUAUACGGACCUUUGUUGGCAAGGUGAUGUCUCUGCUUUUUAAGACGCUGUCUAGGUUUGCCAUCACCUUUCUCCCAAGGAGCAGGCGUCUUUUACUUUAACUCCUUGGAGGGGUGUGUGUAUGUGUGCACGCGCAUACACAUAUGCACAGACACGCAUGGGCACACACACCCUAUUCUGGUUGGGCCCAAACCACAUGCUAUGUUUACUCAAGCGAUGCUGCUAAAAUAGCCUCCCUUUGGGGACUGAUCACCCUCCCUGCUGUAACAUUUGGAGGUGCUCACCUUCUUCCCAGAGUUUCCUUUCCCCCAAAAGCCAUGGUGAAGAGAGAAGAGAUAAACAACAUGACCCAGUCCACAUGGUGAGUACUGCAACUCUUGCCGUAACAACUUAGACCUGUUACUGAGGGCAGGUCGAUUCCUGCCACCAUGGCCUUCCUGUGGUGCAUGUAGUUUGCACUGGAAAAAAGAAUGUCUUUCAUAAACGUGCUUCCCCCCUCCCUGCCGCCCCCAGAAGCUGUACUUCAUGUGAUCAAGGAGUUCCAGUAUCUUGUUUUCAGGCCUUUUGAAGCUAACUUACUUGCUAUGGAAAACAAUAUUUUGUCAAAGCAGGAUAGCUGGUUUCAUCUGUAAGUCCCUACUUCCUCAAAGGAGCAGAGCCUGGAAAACACUGAACGUGGUCAGGCACAUUGAAUACAGGAGCAGAACAGCAAAGGAAGAGGGGAUUUGAAGAUUCCCAACUAGGGGCUGCCUCGCUGUCCUGCUGCCUGAAGAGAGUAAUCACAGCAAAUGCCAGAAGCCCUCAAAAAUUGGAUGCAUUAAAGCCUGUGUCUCGCCAUUUAGUGUAUUUAUUGUAGCUAUAAGAUACCAGCAUUAAAUUUAAAGGCCAUCUCUUGUCCCUUUCUGUCUGCAAGCACAAGUCUUGCUGACAUCGCUGCUAGUUGCAUGUGUGGAUUGAGGGCACGUUAGAGCCUUUAAAAUCUUUACAUUGCACGUCUCCCGGAGUAAUUAUCGCUUGAUAAUCAACACUUGUACAACCAAACCAGUGAUCUAGCUGAAGCAUGAAAUGCUGCCUAAUCUUAAUUACCUUGUUCACCUUUAAGCACUUUUUGGUCAUCAACUGCUGAUAUUCCUCUAAGGACCAGCAAUUAUAAUUAAGUGAAAGGAGCCAGUAAAACAUUACAGCAAAGAAGGAAUUCGGAAUGUAAAUAUUUGCUGUUACCCUAGAGUUGAGACACUGUGUGCUGCUCUCUCUCUGUAUAGGAGCAGCUUGCAGAGGCGAAGAAGUUUUUGUACUACGAAAUGGGCUACAAGGCACGAUCAGAGCAACUGACGGAUCGCAGCGAAAUCACUUUGUCCCCAGGAGAUAUUGAGAGGUAAAUACAUUGUGCAAGGUAGUAGUUGCUGUUCUCUGGGGUCUAGACAGAACUGCAGUGGGUAGGUGGCAAGUGUUAAGAACCAAACCCCCAGCUGCGCAAGCUGGGCUGAGAUGGCAGAUCCUUUUAUUUAAUUUUGCUGCCAUUGUACAUGAUCUUUCUUUGUGUUUAUUUGCCACGUUUGAGGCUGGCUUGAAGGGUGUAUGGGGUGUUGGGGGACGGGUAGGACCUCUGGUGGGGGAUACAGUGGUGCCCCGCAAGACGAAUGCCUCGCAAGACGGAAAAACCGCUAGACGAAAGGGUUUUCCGUUUUGAAGUUGCUUCGCAGGACGAAUUCCCCUAUGGGCUUGCUUCGCAAGACGAAAAUACCUUAUGAGUCUUGAGGUUUUUUUCGCUUUUCCCCUUUAUCUAAUCUGCUAAGCCUUUAAUAGCCUUUUAAUAGCCUUUUAGCAGCUAAUCCCUAAGCCUUUAAGCCUUUAAUAGCCGCUAAACCGCUAAUAGCGCUAAUCCGUCAAUGGGCUUGCUUCGCAAGACGAAAAAACCGCUAGACGAAGACUCUCGCGGAACGGAUUAAUUUCGUCUUGCGAGGCACCACUGUACAUUGUGCUCCUUCUGGGGUACUUUGUCCACCUUUGGUCCCUACCCUGCACUCAGCUCUCACCUGUGGCUCCUAGAAGCUGUAAGCGUGUGCCAGUGCCCACACUCUUGGAAAUGGCUUUGACUGGCCUUUCCUUCUCCAUGCGAAAACGGACUCCGGCAGAUUAAGUGGAUGAGACCAAUAGUGGGUCCAACGGUCAAGAAGGCAGUUUCUGCAUGAGCUGUAGAGGGAAAUGGUGGGCAGAUGGGGCUUGGCAACCUGGGAAGGUUUCCCAUCUAGGAGAAGGAAAACUGAUCCUAAACCACCACUGCUUAGUGGGAUAUCUUUGGGAGAAGGAAGAUUAAAGAGCCCUACAGAAAUCAGGAGUGGAGUCCCUAGGAUGGUUGGAUGGCAUCAUAUGCACCUCCUUCUGGCAACUCCUGGAUCACAUCAGCGAGGCUGAGAGGGAGGUCUUGUCAUCUGGGCAGCCCAGGACCUCCAUAUACACUGCCUAGACUUGCGCCUAGGGGAGGUCACUUCAGCUUGAUCUCACCCCCAGAGUACUCCGUUAUCUCUCGAGACAGACAGAUGCCAUUAGGUUGCCUUGACUGACUGUUUGACAUUCCCUGAUUGGCUAAGAGCAUCGGGCAUAAUUAUAUCUCUGUCUUGGCUCAACACCUGUUGGGUCUGUGUAUGACACUGCCUUGUGUAUUCAGAUGAUUAAUCCAUCUGGUCCAUUAACACUCUCUCUCUACGCUGCCUUGUAGUGGCUCUCCCGCGCUUUUAGGCCAGGGAUGAGGAACCUCUAUGGCCCUCCAGAUAUUGUUGGGUUCCCACUUCCCACCAGCCCCAGCCAGCAGUCACAGAUGAUAGGACUUGUAGUCUAUUGACAUCUGGCGAGCCACAUAUGUUUCUGAUCCCUGCUUUAGGCAGACAUUUUCCCCACUUCUGCUACCAGGUUUAUUCAACUGGAGAUGCCAGGGACCAAAUCUGUGUGUUUGUGUGCAAAAGUAUGUGCUCUGCUAUUGAGCUGCACCUCCUUCCCCAAGCUGACUGAAUCCUGGCAGUACUUGGUAUGGUAGAAGGUGGUAUGUUAUGGCAUUAAAAUGAGGAAAGAUGAAUAGUGUUGGUGACAAUAACCGUGGCACUGUCUGAUGGUGGAGAUUUUGCAAGGAAGGAGGAGAACAUCCCAUAGAUUUAGGUUGGGCUUCUUUAUAAAACUGCUUUUGCUGUUUGGCAUUAUAUAGCUGUUUCCUGAAUUAUCCAAUUUUGCAGAUAUAAAAAGAGAUUCCACAUGUUUGAUAAAGAUGGCAAAGGCUUUAUUACCAUAGUGGAUGUGCAGCGUGUGUUGGAGGUAACAUUUUACUUACCUUAAAAAAUACUAUCAAAAUUGCCCGAUGUGCUAUUAAUAGUGUUUUGUUAAUCCAGGAUUGUGGGUUUUUUUUCUUUCAUAAACUUUUAUAGAGCAUCAACCUUCAAAUUAAUGAAAGAGCACUCCACGAGAUUUUGAAUGAAGUAGAUCUGAACAAGAAUGGGCAGGUUGAACUCAAUGAGUUUUUGCAGGUAAGUUGGUUCCUUUUAAAUAUGUGUGAUUGUUAUUAUGCAUAUAUUUUAUAUGCAAAGUAUAGCAUGACAAGAAGGGGUGGGCAGGCAGCCCAAGCAAGCUAGAGGGAGGGGGUAGCCAAAACAGGCUGUAGCGGCCCCUCAGCUCUGCUGGCUUCUUUGUCUGCCAUCCUUGUGGGCCCUGCCCCUGAGAUCCAGCUCCCCAGGCCACUUGACACCACCACAGUGGCAUCUUGGAAUUCAAACGGAAUCCCUUCCAGAAGUCCGUUCGGCUUCCAAAACGUUUGGAAACCAAGGUGUGGCUUCCGAUUGGCUGCAGGAAGCUCCUGCAGCCAAUCAGAAGCUGCGGAAGCCCCAUUGGACAUUCAGGUUCCAAAGAACAUUCACAAACUGGAACACUCACUUCCGGGGUUGUGGCAUUCGGGAGCCAAAACGGAAAGUACCAAGGCGUUCGGGAUCCAAGGUACGACUGUACUAGCUGCUCUCAUCCUCUGAGGCUGGCCUUGUAAUCCACUGCUGCCACUGCUUGAUUACCAUGGAGAGUGACAGCGAAGCAGUGCAGGGAGGUGGAAGACACUCAGAAUGCAAUUUUAGCCUAUGAUCUGGCUGUCACAUAGUGCAGGCAAGUAGGCCUUGAAAUCAAGGUCUCUGAAAAUCGUUUAAUAUUUACCUUUUCAUCUUAGAUUUUUGUCAGCAAAUUGGUAAUGGGAAUGCUGUUCCUCGGUUGGGCAAAACAUUAAAUCCUUUGUUUCAAACUUAGUUGUGUUGACUCCUUAGGUUUCUUCCUACUCACCCCUGCAGUUUCUCCCUUUUAAAAAAUUGAUCUCCAGCCUACGUUCCCACUUAACCAAUUCUAGUAGACUUGGCUUAAAUUUAAGCAGGCAAAUUUUCAUGCUCAGAGUUUGUCCUUUCCAUGCUGAUAACACUGACUUGUAUGGAGACUGAUUAAAUAUUGAUUUAAUAUUUCUCCUGAUUAUUUAAAUUAAUGAAUUUACAGGAUGUUUAUUUAUUUUGCGCAUGGGCAACAUGUUAGAUGCCACUUAGUCUAGUGGUGAAUCAGCACAGUGUUGUUCACAUUGUCCAACAUAAGGGCCAGCGGCCCAGGACAUGAUUCCUUCUUAGUGGUCCAAUGCUGAAUAUAAAUUCAGGAUUUUUUUGCUCUUUUCAGAGGCUAGCUGUAUCUGUGAUUUUGUAAACCAUUUAAAUGCAGGUUGGAAGGAUGUUUGCUACAUAGUAGCCAAUGGUUGGACAGACGGAUUUUCCUUUUUAAAGUUUUAUAGUUCCAGCUAUAUGAUAGGGAUGGAAUAUCUUGCAUAAUCUCUUCCCAUCUCAUUAUUACACCUAUUUAAAAACUGAAAUUCAAAAAGAGGGGAGAAGCAAAACAAUAUACCUUCCUAUGAUAAAAAUACUAAAUUUUCUGCUAUUGGGCUGUAAUUAAUUCAACAUCUGCUUGACACAUGGAUUACUCCAGGAUCACAUACAUGCCACAUUCAGUUUCCAAGCACACCUGCAUUGUUAAAAUUUGUGCAUUCUAUCUUUCAAUUCUCUCCCCCCCCCAUGUAUUUCUUUUAAGGGGGGCACCCAGCGAGGUAUGAGAGGCAGCUUGAGAUGGGGUGGGGGUAGGGUAUUGCUCCAGACAACAGCAAGUAAAUCACUGCGAUCUCUCAACCAGCGUUGAUCUUGCUGCAUGUUUCUUUGCUUGAUGAAUCCUUUAGCACACGGUAUAGCCUUUCCCUUAGCCAGAUCCGCCCUUGGGGUUUGAUGUGUGAAGGGAGAAGCUUGCGUGCGUGGCACCCUCCUUACUUCGCACGGGCAAUUCCCUCCCCUGUUGUAGUUAGGAGUAUCCAUAGCUUGCCUGCAAGCAGAAUUGGAACCCCAGUUUUUGAAGUCUCUUCUCAACCUUGCUAGCAAGCAUAGCUAGCGGUAACCGGAGUUUUACUGAGUUCUAGACGUCAUUGCCACGAAUCAGGAAGUGGAGGAGAGUAUCAGCACACAGGAGGCGGAGGAGAAAUUGGCUAACACGAGCCUCAAGUUGUGUGUUUGCCUUGAUGUUUGAACUCUGCCACUUGCAUAUCAAUUGGCCUGUGAAUUGCUCCCUUAUCCUAUAAAACCAGAGGGGAGAAAAUUGGUCUGUGGUUUUGUGGGUGCAGAAGGUGGAACAUAGGAACACACGUGUCUUUAAUUCCAAUGCUGCAAAAUACACAAGCUCUAAAGAGGCUUCUGAAAUGCGUCUAGGCAUCCAUUUGACUCCUUUCAUACAAGCAGCGGCUUAUUUGCUUUCCAUUGCCAGCCAGGUUUGUUUUUGUAGAGCCUUCCUUGGUUAGGUUUUUCAAAUGACUGCCAGGUCCUUCCUGCGCAGUGGCAAUGAUGAAUGCAGAACAUGAGAUAAAUUAAUGCUGGGGAUUUUGGUCAAUGUCAGCCCUUUCUUCACUGUGUCAAGUUAAACAAACAAGAUCAAGGCAAAGGAAAAUGGUAAUUGUCUCUCUCAAGAUGGGUUGCAGAUAAGAGCACUGUUGAAUCUAAAUGUGGAAAUUUUCACAGGUUGAGUCUAGCGUAUUAUAUAUAUAUUUUUGUGUUUAUAUGUAUAUUCUCCCCCCUUCCACACUUAGUAGACUAAGUUAUGCGAGUACAUUUAUUUAUACAGAGGUUUAAAAUAGAAAAUUUGCCUGUAAUGUAAAUCACGUUAAGGCGUUUUUUAAAAAAAAUAAAUCUACUCCCCACUCCCAGCUAACAUUGCAGUUUCCCCUUUCUCAUUUAUUCUAAGGCUCCAAAAUUAACAGGAUUUAAUUUUAGAUUUUGAAAGUCUUAUUAUGUAUUGGUAGCACUUUGAUUUCAUGAUUGCAUUUGUUUAAAAUUUGGCUUGUUUUGUCAGUGCCAUCAUGUUAAGAUGAAAUAGUUUAUCCUGCCGUAUGUUAUUUGUGAUUUUUUUUUUAAGGGACCAGCUUUAUUGUGCUUUGCACACUUCAGAUAUUUACGGGUGCGUACUUAAAACCAUUUAACACAGAUUUGCAUUUUUCAUUUAAAUUUCCAGCCUAUCUUAUCCCAAGUACUUGGGCCAGGCAAUAAUACCAAACAAGCCAAUAAAACUAAUAAAGCCUAUUUAAAAUAUAAAAUGCAAUCUUGUUCUAUACCAGUUUCUCUCCUGCCAUCCAGAGCCUGUAAAAAACAAGAUCUGGUUGCAUUUUUGGAAAAUAUUCAUAAUUCAGGACUAUACCAGUUUAGAAUACAGAGUAGGGGAUCUCUUGUUUGACAUUGCCUCUAUGUCAGGCAGAAGGCUUUUUGUCUAGCCACCUCCCUGGUGUGCUAUAUUUGUAGGUAAGGGGUGCUUUUCAUACACAAACACUUUGGGACAGGUGAUUUCACACUGCAUGUAUUCCUCAGUUGGCAUUGACCCACGUGGAUAUAAUGUAUUGUCAUCACAAGCAGGCGGGUAAAAAGGAGAACUUCUGCUCCUCAGAAGGAGUAGGUCUUUUCAUUUAUUAGACACACAUGAUGAUUCUUUGAAUAAAUAGGAUGAUGAGUGGCCUACUUCUGUUUUCUUCUUCGAUACCUGUUUCCUAGAUUUUUAAAUCUCCAGGGCAGGGACAUAUCCUUCUGUUCUUUGAAAGUACCAUGCUCAUGGGUGAUGUUACUGUUAUCCAUUUGUGUUAGUCUAGUCUUUCAGAUGCUUCAACCUGCUUAAACACCAAGGCUUUUCUCAAGUAGCCAGAAGAGCUCCAAUGAAUACUUGACUGCGCUUGCUUAGGCAGUCCAAUGAGUUAACAUAAAAGUCAGAAAUAUUCAUAUCUAUAUAUACCUAUAUCUAUAUGUAGAUAUAUAUAUAUAUAGCUGUAUAUAGAUAUCUGUGUGCACAUACACACAUAUACAUACAGAGAGAAAGAGAUGAAUAUCCUGGAGGAAUUUCUGAUUGCUCAGAAAAAGGAAAAUUGGCCAAAUAAUGCCUUGCACAUUGUUCAUUCAUCUCUGCUUUGGCCCUAAAGGAAAAAAAGUCAGAGAAGUAAAACGAGAGUGUGGCUUGUAGCAUUUGCUGUCAGGUUGAUAAUUGUGCGAUGCAAGCCCAGCAUACCAAAUAGGGCUGGAAGAGCACUUUUCCAAUUGUUCUGUUGGCUUUCUCAUUGGAGUAGCAACAACAUGGAAUCAGAAUACUAUUAAGAGAGCAUGCCCACCAGUGGUAAUAUUGAAGAUGCUGUGCUCAUCUUCUGAGGUGUGGAGGGUGGUGACACAAGAGCGAUGCUUCUCAGUGGUCUUCCACUCUGGAUUUUGAGAGUGAAGCCUGGCUCUACUUCACCACAGAGUUUUGUAAUGUGUUAACGUUUGCUCGUGUGUUAAGACAUUAUAAUACACACACACACACACACACACACACACACACACAUAUAUUUCUAAAUGAAUGAGUCUUCUCAAUCCUGGUGUUUGUUUGUGUUUUAGCUCAUGACUGCUAUCCAGAAAGGAUUUGUCUCUGGAAGCCGUCUAGCUGUACUUAUGAAAGCUGCAGAAGAGAACAUCCACCAGCGCGAUAGGAUUUCAGUAGAUCGGAGUGGUGGCGGUCUGUGAGUUUUGGGAACCCUCGGCUGCAAAAUGGUGGAUCUCCUGUUGCUGCUGAAAAACAUUCCAGUGCUUUCAGAUGUGUCCCGCUUCCUCUGCUUGAUCUGUCUGGCAUUGAGCAACCGUACGGAAAAAACACUGUUGCAGUCUGCUUACUUAACAGUCUACUGUUGCAGUCCUUAAAGUUCUACUACCAUUUUGACUUUUGGCGUCCUUAACUGGGUAUAUGUUUCUGCUUUCUGCAGAAUCAGUGGUGGACAUGCAUUUGGAGUGAGGGAACUCUGCCCCCAGUGCCUUUUUCUGGGCAACUCCUGGGGGAUCUGCACUACACCUUGGCUGCCCUUGGGGCCCAUGGCAGGAGAUCCAGGUGCAGUUUCAUUCUGCCACCUGAACUGGAACAAGAAAAAAUCCUUUUCUACCUUAGUAAGGUGGCCCCUGGCUCUCUUCUCCUAUCUUGCUGCUUUGAUUUGGCAGAAGUGGAAGGUGCCAGCAUGCCUUUAGUGUCUUAUACGUCGGCUUGUUUAUUAAACUUCUGGAUUGCUUUUUUCUUUUUCUUUUAGGAGAAGUGUGUUGUGCUAAAUAUUCAUCUUGUUGCCUAGAACUUUGGGGAUGAUUGUAUUAUUAUUAUUAUUAUUAUUAUUACUGGUAUUGCAAAGCUAUUAAAGCAUGCAUGUCGUUUUAAAAAAAUGGAGUGAUUUGUUGUUGGGGAGAAUAAGAGUUCUCACAUCUGGAUUUUCCAUUGAAUAUUGCACAAAAUAUAAAUGUAUGUCCUGAAAAUUGCCAUGGUAAUUGUGUCCGGGUUGUAGGACAUAUUGAGUUCAACAUAUUUAAGUCUCAUUGAAACUAGUGGGGCGUACUCAAUUAUGUCCUUCACCUGUGAUUUACAGGUGAAUUUCUGAAAUCACUUUAAGACAAGCAUAAGUUUAGAAGCACAACACAAGAUUAUUAUGAUCAUUAUUUAAAUGGUGCCUAUUAUGCCACCAUGGGAAAACGCAACAUUAUGGAUGGAAGUUUCAUCCCUGUUAUUUCUUCUAUAGCAAGUGGUAAAGUUUGUGGUGCAUAUACAGUAGUUGGGUUUCUUGUGAGGUUUCUAUCGUGUUUUUAAUGCCAGUAUCUCAAUUUAUUGUUCGUUUAUGGAGAAUACACAAAACAAAGCACAAGCCGAAACUAUUCUAGCAUCUCAGCAUGUUUUGCUAGAGAAACAUGGAGCUGGAUUUCAUUUAAUUAUUAUUAAGGUAGCCUGUUUGAUUUUGGGCACGCUUUUGAAGCAUGGGUUUUCAUUUAUCUUUUGCCUUCCAAUUAAGUGGGAUAAUGUCACUCAGGUCACUUGGAAGCUUUCUUUUUGCUGUCUGCAAAAUAAAGGAAUAGUAUGCAGCAAAGAGAAAAGUUGACAUCAGGUGGGCCUUUAUUUUGAUAUCUCUAAGGGCUUUUAACCUCAUGCCAGUUUUUUUUAUUUAAGGGAUACUCCUGUAAGAAUUGACAUGGGAAAGUUCUGCACUAUUUUAACGGCAUGUCGAGAUCGUUUUCAUCAUCAUUAUUACUCUUAUUAUCAUUAUUUAUUAUUGUUAGUUUCACCCCCUGAGUGAUGCAAAGAGGGCAUCCCAGGGAACAAAACGUAGGAAUUGGCCCUUAAUAGCAUGUAGAUGUAAGAAGGGUUUCUGUGCACAGGGCUUUUCAGUACUGGCAUAUACCGCAGGAUCCUUCUAAUGGACCAUAGAACUAUCUUAAUAUUCCUGCAAUGCCAUCCCCAAACCUCUCCCCUGGCAAAAACACUUUUUGAAGGUGUAGAGGGCGUUUACUGCUAGGAAUAGCUGCAAGUGUAUUAAAAGUAACCCAGCAACUAACUUUUAGAAGGAUCCAUUCACAUUUUUGCAUGUAUAUAUAUUUUUUUCAUUCUCAAGAUGAAGGCGAAGAGCCACAAUCUAGUAAAAGAUAUUUGAGGGCAAUGUUCUCAGAGGCCUGCUGUGAAAUUCCAUUCAGACAUUUCUUUUUGCUAUGAUCAAGGUCCCUCAGACUUACUGUUUUCUAUGUUGGCAGUAGCAGGAAGGAAAUGGAGAAGAAACAGAUUUGUCUUGCUUUUAGACCCUGAGCAUUUCAGAUAGACUUGAAACAUGUGACUAAAUCCUUUUGUAUAUUUGGACAUUUGAGACGUCUGUCUCUGAGCACAAAGGGUUAUUUUGUACUCUCGGCUGCUUCCCCUCCACAUCACCAACACACAUUGGGCUGGUUUUUUCAUAUCUGUUUUCAUCCCCUUAUAUAUGUGUAUGUGCAUCUAGUUUGGGGGACAUGAAAAAUCAGCACCAACCAUUAAUUGGAAACUUGCUUUCCCACAUAUUGCAGAAUGUGGGGAAAUGACUACCGUAUUUUUCCGUGUAUAAGACGCCCCCGUGUAUAAGACGCCCCUUAUUUUUUGGGAUUCAAAAUUAAGAAAAUGCACUAUACACUCUCCGUGUACAAGAUGACGCCUUAUUUUAAACUUCAGAAAUUUAGGAAAAAAUAUAGUCUUCUACAUGGAAAAAUACUGUAUUUCCUCUAUUUGCACCCCUAAAAGGGUGUGUGUGCCAAUAUUUGUAUAUAAUCAAAGUAGCAUUUUAAAAUUUCAUACCUUCAGACAAAAGAACAUCUGCUAUCAUGUUCUCUCUCUCUCUUUCUCUCACCAUUAGCUUAGCAGUAGGUCUUUUAGCACUGAAGAGCAAUGGGUAUCCAAGCCAUGUUACUUUAGACCUGUCAGAAUGAAAACCUCAGCACAAAGUGUUUUCAAAAUGCAUAUAAACCUUUAUAUGCACAUUAACAGAAGGCAACACAGGAUUGCCAGCAAUGUCUAGUUAUGCCAAUAACUUUAGCCCUAUCGGGGCAUCAUGAGCUCCUGUUUUCAACAACACAAGAGCAUGGAGCAGGCAGCACCAUGUAGAUUUGCAUCUGAUGUCAUGUGCUUCCCCCCAAGGUCUGUACAUACAGCACAACACUUGUGAAAACUUCCCCAGAACCUUGAUUAUGAUGGGGUGACCUUCAUGCGCACCACUAUGUUCAUGAAUGGCCCUUCCCUAGAGACAUCGGUGGGACUCCUUGGUGUGGUUCCAUUCCUUUCUCCCGUAGCUCUUUAGCCUAGGCAUUACUCUCCUCACCAUUUGCUACCAACACGUCCACACCAUGAGCAUGCACUUGUAGUGGAGGUUCUUUUCCUUUCUUCCGUAGUUUUAUAGUAUGCACGUCCCCCCAUUUUGGGUUGGAUCUCUCUGAAUGUCUUUCGCUUUGUGACGCGAGAGUCACAUGUGUGCCACUGCUUUGUACAGGAAGCGAAAAGUUAUGCGCAUCAUACUUGACUGAUUCAGUCAAAUGAUAGGUGGAGAAUUACUUGAUUGGCACGAUGUUCUGGAUUUUUGUUGUUGUAAGUUUGGAAGAUGGUCACAUGCGGGAAAUAGAAAGCACGUGCAGGGUUUUUACUUUUCCCAGAUAAUAAUUCUGUAUAAUGCCACAGUGUUCCAAAAAGAAAGCCAAAACAAUGAACAGCAAAGCAGCCCUGUGGUUUGGUGUGUGUGUGUGUAUGCACACGUACCUAUAUGCAUACAUAUAUACUUUGCCGCAUGUUUUUCCAUCUGGCACUUUUAUGUAUUGUGACGGGUUAUUGUUCAGGAUUGGACUGUUAAAUACUGUGUUUGAGGCUGGGUUGUCAUUUUUAUAACUGUCUCUGUGUUUUAUUGUCAUUAUUUAUUACUUUUGAUAUACAGAAUGAGCUGCAUGCAUUUAUAGAGCAAUAAGAGGAUGUAUUUAAUGUGCCUUGUUUUUAACUGAAUAAGAACUGAACACAUGAAUCAAUAAAACUGAUUAAAAUGGUCCACUCGCUGGCAUUUUGAUGUUACCGGCAGUUACGGAAAUAAAGUUGAUUAGUCUUG